Molecule: messenger RNA, 45800 nt
Organism: Porites lobata
Lineage: Eukaryota; Metazoa; Cnidaria; Anthozoa; Scleractinia; Poritidae
Source: the annotation of a GenBank genome assembly
CGAAAGCGUCAACUCAGCGAAUAUUUUGUUUCAAUAUCUCCAGGAAAUGGAAAGUAUGCAUAUCUUGACGCAUCUUUUCCGCGGCAACAUGGUGACAACGUGAGGCUUUUAAGUCCUAUAAUGCAAGGUGCAAAGUGCAUGUCAUUCAUGUAUCAUAUGUAUGGAAGUUCCAUGGGAAGCUUGGUAAUCUACAUGAAAACAAACAGCAGUGAAACAGUGGAAUGGAUUAAAACAGGCCAUCACCCCAAUCAAUGGCUCGAAGCUGUUAUAUUUCUCAAUUCUUCAGCUCUCUACCAGGUAAUCCAUCUGACUGAUAAAUUGAGAAAGCGGGCUAUAACCUGAUUUCAAUUACUCUUUGCCUGCGCUGGCUUGAUGCAGAAUCUGUUAACCAAGUAAAGUAAAAUAAAAGAAGAGAAUGUACAAUGCCUACAUGGAAGAUAACAAAAGAAUCAAACUAUUACCUUUACUUGCUUAGUUUUAGAUAAAAGAUUUUAAGCCAGAGUCAUCUUUGUGAAAACAGGAGUACAUGAAAGGAUAUACGAAACUAGGAGAACACUGUACAUGCAUCAGGAACUCUAACACCUUGCAACAAAACCGUCAGAAAACCGAUUAAAAAUCAACCAAGAUUAUCCAGUCUUCGAAUUCCUAGAUUGAUGGGCGCGAUGUUUAUUGAUACAAUAGUAUCCCAUUGUUAUAAGCAUAGUUCUUAGUGCUGAAAUGAAUUUAUUUAAGUGACUGUAAAGUGCAUUGUUGUUUUUCCGUAAGCUCUUUUUAGCCUAGUUUAGACUAGUUACGACAAGCGUACUAGAAUAUGUCCACUAACUAACUUUCAGGGUUUAAUCUUUAUAGAUUAUAAUGGAGGGAGUACGGGGCGUUUCCUUUACAAGUGAUAUAGCCAUAGAUAACAUCGCAUUUAGAAAUGGACGCUGUGAACGACUUGGUAUGUACGAGUAAAUUUACCACUGCAUUUUUGAAAUAUUCCAAUAUGCUGACACUGAAAUAUGGAUCAAACUCAUAAAAAGUAUUGCAAACGACAUUUGUAACAUUUUUUCCUUUUUUUCCAGUUACCCAGUCAUUAUACGCCUUCAUAAAGGAAGAUGCUACAGACUUCAAAUUGGACAGAAUUCCAGAUUACAAUGGAUGGUACUAUCAGUUUACAGUGUAUGCUCUUCAAACAAGAAACAUUUCAACCGAUGUGAUGUACUUUGUGUACCCAGCAAACACUGUCCGUUGUGCAAAAGGCAUCACCCAAGAGCUUUCAUUAGAUGACCUCAGUUGCUUUCCUCGAGACUUCUUCUUUUCCUCAAGGACAUAUCAGCCACAUUACAAAAAGAUAUUGCUUCUGAAUCGGGGAGAAAAACUACCAUACGGAAUUGCCUUGGAGGAAUACCACAACUGCUGCCGUGAAACAGUUACAGAGUACUUCUUUGCAAAUGUGUCAUUAGACCGUAAGUUAAUUAAUAAGUGAACUUAUACUAAGAUGGCUCUAAACUUAGGCAUAAAACCUAUCUUUUCCAAAAAUCAUACGAUGGUUAGUUUUCUUUUAACUGUGAGCUUAAUACAAUUGCCGGCUGGUAACGAGGUAUCCAGUUAUGUGGCUUAAAAUGAAAAACAAAAAAGAAUUAUUCACGUAAAACCUGAAGUUUUGGUCUGCCGUUCAGAAACUAGUGUAUCAAUUGUUAUUUUUUUUCCCAACUACAGAACAAAAAGCAUGCACACCUGGCUGGCUUAAUUUGGGCGAUUCAUGUUUUCGAAUAUAUUCUUAUAAUUACCAAACCUCGAAAGACGCCAUGUUCAAGUGUCACAACCUUGGAGGAAGACGUGCUGUUCUUGGAAAUGCCGUUCAACUGCACUCACUUUCAAGAUUCAUCGAUGACUAUAUUGGGGACCCUUGGCUAAACUCCGAUCGUCUGUGGCCUUGUCAUUGGAAUCUAUCAUGCGGUUUCGUUUGUGAAACAGACGAACGUAAGUCCUUCGUUCCACGCUUUUUUUUUUAAUGAGGUUUGCUUUAGAUCCGUAGAUCACAAAUCAAAUUUUGGAAAAUUGGAAUUGCAGUUGGAAUUUUGGAAAAUUUAGAAGACUAUUCUUUAAUUUUGCUUUUCCUAUCAUUCAAUAAUCCUUAGGAAGAUUUUUGAUCGGUUGGCAAUCCGUCCAUUCAUCCCAGGCAAACAGCAGCGGUGAGCCCUUCCACGCUGUCGACGGUCACGUUGCGUCUUGUUUCACGGUUAAAAGGCAAAAGGUAAGUUCUUUUGUGGUAAGAAUCCAUUUCAGUUGUACCUCGCUUAUCAGAUGGAUCAUCUAGCUUUGCUCGUAGUUAAAUUCUCUAUAUUUGUAAUUUAAAGUUGCUAGAUGUCAAGAUACCUCCAAUAUUCUGGCCUUGCGGCGUGUCAAAAGUGUGACAGAAAGUCCUUCAAAGUCCAGUUACUUCCUGUUUAAUCUAUGCUGACUUACUGCACAAACCUCCCCCUCGCUUUCACAAAAUAAAUGCUGUGGUUUAAUUUUACCCUUGAUUUAAAUUUUAUUUCCCUUUGUUGUUGGGUAUGGUAAUAUGUGGUAUCCAGUUUGAAACGAAAAAAUAAGGUUCCACCAAGAAUGAAAUUGAACCACAAGAUUAAUACUGUGCGACCUUUUUAAAACUUUCUUUACCAUAGGGUCAGCCAGUCUGGUGGACCGUAACUUUGCAAAGACGAGGAUUUGUCAGCAAAAUUUGGAUCAUAAACAGGCUGGGGCGCUGCCUUGCAGAAAUGCCCAAACAUAAUGUCAUUUUGAGGAACAGCGUGGAAACCAAAAAAGCAAACUGUAAAGUUUACUCCUGGAAGGAUAGACAAAAGGCACUGAUGAUCUGUGAACCGUUGAUUUCUGCUUCAAAUGUAACUAUUUAUGAAGAUGGUGUAGACGAUUUAAGCCUGUGUGAGGUGAUGAUAACGGCAAUAGGUGAGAAAUGUAAACGUUUUCUCUUCCCGGUACUUAAUCUUAUCAUCCAACAAAUUCAAAACCCCGGGGCCCGGGUUUCAAAACCAAGAAAUCCAAAGAAACACUGCUAUAAAAUACCUCCAAAGUGCAAGUUUGAAACGCUAACCAUUUGGACGUGCUAUCACCCAUGUUGUGCAUCAGAAACGGGGUCUUGAUGUUGACUUUGAACCUUGCAAGACAAUUAAAGUGUUCAACCCUGACGUGAAGAAAUAAUAAUGCGCGUAUAAAAAAUUGCGACUCGUUUCUUAAACAUUGGUUCUAAAAAGCACGUCUUUGCUUCGCUUGGUAUUGACAAAUAUAUUCAACCAUUAUAAAAUAUAUAGAAAGCGAAGACAGUCUUCAUGGCGUUCUUCAAGAACUUUGGUACGAUAAUCCGUUCGCUGUGAGUCUGCAAGAUGACAGCAGCUUUCCAAGCAAUCCAAAUGUUGUGUAUAUUCUCCGACAGUUUGACGCUCCCUUCGAUUUCCAUACAAAUUACGGGCAACGACUUACAGCGUAUUUGCAGGUGCAUAACUCUUGUUAUUAUUUUUUCUCUAAAAUUGUUCUAAUAUAAUGUUGUAAAGAACAACGUGCACAAAAAUAGUUACAGACGUUCAACCAAGUAUCUUCUUUAAAGGAUUCGACUGAUAAUUUUUCAUUUUCUGUUUCUAGUUUCGCUCUCUGGGCAUGUGUGAGCAUUUUCCUAGCAGUUUCUUUACAUUAACCUAAAUAUCCCUUCCCCUUUAGUACUUACUUUUUCCCGUAAAAUGCAAAUCCUCUUUCGGGCACCCCUUAAUUGCGCAUUCGGUGACAGGGAGUAACCCUACUUCGCACGUCAAUUAUCUUACUUUUUUCCCUUUUUUUGUCUCGCGUAAGGUUUCUGAAAGCGGUAACUACACCUUCUUCGUCGCAUGUGAUGACACUUGCGAGCUUUGGUUACGCACAGAGAGAGAAGAACACGUUGAAAAAAUGGCGGACAACGAAGCAUCUGGCAAGCUACUUCUAAUAAAACUGGACCAUUGGACAUACCACAAUCAAUGGAACAAGUAAGACUACCAUGUUAUUUGAUGAAAAGGGUAUGUUAUCUUGGAAACUAAACCGCGCUUUAUGUUGUUUACACCGAAUUUUUAAACUGCCCUUUUAUCUACUUUAGACUGCGAUCCGUGCAUAGUAGUUGUAUAUGUACUGCGCGUGGAGAACAAAUACAUUGAUUGUGGCUAAAUUAAUAAGCAUCAUAUUUUGUUUUUACUUUUUUAAAAUUAGCCGUAUUACAAGUUAUAAAUCACAAACCGAGGGAAAGACCAGACUCAAUAUUUUUUGCUUGCAUUAACAUAACAAUUUGUAAAGGACAAGACAUAAUUAAGAACAAUACCUUUUCAUUGAUUUCGUGAUUUUCAUGCCUUGAACCUAGUUACUAGCAUAGUUACAAUGUUUAUCUGAUUUUCUAUUGGUUUUGUAAUGACAUAUUUCGGCGUCCCCACGCGGGUAUAAAAUCGCACGUUAGCGUCCUUUUGGUCAGGAAAGGUCAAGUAGGAUUCGCGUCGUGACAUCGUUUUGUGAUUUUGUCUUAACCUUUGGUACAAGCGGGACCGAUAUUUUACGGUCAAUCUUUGGCCUAUAGAUUUUGGUCUUUGGAAUUUGGAAUUAAAUCACCGUUAACCGUCACCGUUGGUUUUCCGUGGUUUUCUUGUUUGCCGACCCGUAAAAUAGUCCCUAACCUAACCUGCUGCGACACACCCCUCGAAGUUUCGUUUCUCGUUUGUUUGUUUGUUUGGGUCGUCGCCCCAGUCUUGUUUGCCGAUGGUUAUGAACAUUUGUUGAACAUUGCUUGAACUUUUGAAACCUUAUUUGAUGGUCUUAUGAGUGUCUUUAGCGUCACACACCUUCGUAACUAUACACCGACACCUACCCGAGGUAAUGCGCCGAAACAAACACAUCCGGCGUCAAAGAGCGUAACAAGCUUCACAUCUUCCAUUUCGAAAACUGAAGCUCCUCGUACAAGAAAAAUGACGGGAAAAGGAAAAGCUUACCAAUUAGGGAUUAAACAAGCUAACCUUGAUUGUGCGCUUGCGAGACUGAAAAAGCAGAUAGAGAAGAUCAAUCUAAUGCGUGACUUACCUGAGACAAAAAUUGAACAAUUAGCCUCAGAGAGGGAUUAUUUAGAUCGCUUGAAAGAUGAGUUUAAUGACGCGCAAAAGGCGUACGAUGAUUUGUUGGAAUCGCCAGAAGAAAAAGACGCCUCCUACCAGUGGUUCGAUAUUCGUGAUCGAGAGUUUACUGAAUGUAGGAUAAGAAUUUGUGAGCGCAUUCAGGCACUGGAGAAAAUAUCCACUCGACCUCCAUCUGAGAAGUCCGGGCACAGUGGGAAGUCGUCUGUCCGGUCUUCUCGAUCUUCCUCGUCUCAUCGAAUUUCUCUUGCCUUAGUCGAUGCAGCCGCUGAAGCAGCGAAGCUACGAGCCGAAAUGGAACUUUUCGAUAAAGAAAGAGAAAUAAGGCGCUUGCAACUUGAAAAGGAAAUAGCAAUUGCGAAUGCCGAAGAGGACGCAAUUAAAUAAAAUAAUAGAUGGAGACAAACUAUCUAUUAAGGAAGAAAACAAAAGCGUGAAACAAGAUCUCGAAUCAGGCACGGGUGCCGAAAAGUUUAUCAAAAAUGAGAGAGAUUUUCCUAUGGACCCGAACGUUCCUCCCUUCGUCCCAAGUAACUUACCAGAGUCUCCCGAGAUUCUGCGACCAGAACCGUUUUUCUCAUCCUCGCAGUACGUUAGUCCGGAUAUCAGUGCUACCAUGCGCGAAAUAGUUAACCUUCAAGCAAAACAAGCAGAGUUAAGUUCGAUGAUGAUAAAUCAGCAGAAGACUACCCACCUUCCAGUAAAGGAGCCGCCCAUCUUUUCCGGAGAUCCAUUUGAGUAUCCAGCGUUUAUAACAGCUUUUGACUCCAUCGUUUCCGCUAAUGUGCCCUCGGACAGAGAUCGUCUCUUCUUUCUAGACAAGUACACUAAAGAUAAGGCGAACGAAGUUGCGAAAGGAUUUCUAGCUAUGAGCUCGGACAGCGCUUGCAAAGAAGCCCGGAAAUUGCUUGACCACCGUUUUGGCAAUCCAGUGCAUGUGGCACAAGCGUAUAAGUCUAGCCUUGGAAAAUGGCCGCAGAUCAGUGACGGAAACAGUAGUGGUCUCCUAGAGUUCUCUGACUUUCUUGUGCGAUGUGAGGAAGCGAUGAAAACAAUGAAUUCUAUGGGAGAUCUUGACUCAACACAAACACUCCUUCAAAUCAGUGCUAAGCUUCCUUCCUAUUCUGGCGUUAAGUGGUGUAGGCAAGCCCAUGAAGCACAAACGAAAACAAAGAAGAUUAUCACCUUUAGCGACUUCGUAAAGUUCGUUAAGGAAGAAGCAGAACUAGCGAACGACCCUAUUUUCUCACCAGACGCACUAAAGAAGGAAAGAAAUAAGACGGUGACAGUAAACCAACCGAGGUUCGGACGGAAAAUUAGACCAAAGAGCAAAGGCGUCGACGGAGCUAGCGGAAAGUCUCUUGCGACCGGUGGCUCGCACAAGGAAUCAAAAAUUGCCAGUGAGAAAUCGUACCAGCCCUGUCCUCUCUGCGAAGGCCAGCACUUACUCGUUAAAUGCAGCAGUUUCUUGAAGAAGUCAGUAAACCAGCGCAGUGAUGUCAUUCGUGAAAUGGGACUUUGUUACGGCUGCUUUAAAAGGGGUCACAUGUCAGCGGGUUGUCGUGACAGAUUCACUUGCGAAGAAAACGGAAGGCGCCAUCACACACUCCUCCAUGGAGUAAAACCCAAAUCCAGCAACCCACAGCCACACACGAAAGAAGAAUUGAGCGUUCUUCAACCGAAGAAGAAUGAGCCUCAAAGGAAGCCAGUAGUGAAAGCAAGCCAGCUCCCGAAUCAUCAAAUUCAAACGCGAUUAGCGCGGCACACAGCUCAGUCCCAGGCAAUGCAAGCUUAAUCACCAAUUGUCGAAUAGUCUUGGUCGAUCUGUUUCACAAGGCUAAUCCCGAAAAGCAAAUAAAGGUGUACGCACUCUUAGACGAUGCAAGUGACACGACCUUCGUUACCACCCAAGUGCAAGACAAACUCGGCAUAGAAGGUGUCCAAACCAGUUUGAACCUUAGUACCAUGCUUUGUCGUGAAGUGUUAGAAGUAGAAAGAAUCGAUGGUCUAAUGGUACAAGGACUUGACGGACGUGUCCAAGUUGAGCUACCGAAGGCGUACGCUAGAGAAAGCAUUCCAUCCAGACGAGACCAAAUCCCGACACCGGAGGUUGCGGAUAAGUGGCCACACCUUCAGAAAAUACGCGAUAAGAUCCCGCCCUACGAAAAGGACGCAGAAAUUGGCUUGUUGAUUGGUUGUAACUGUCCCAAGGCAAUCAAACCAAAAGAGGUUAUAAAUGGCGCGAGGGAAAAUCCUUAUGCAGUUCGCACUUUGUUAGGAUGGUCUAUCGUGGGACCUGUCGCGACCUCGCACAGCUGUUUAGAAGACCACUCCCUGAAUUCCACAUGCCAUCGCACCCUAGCGAGAGAGAGAGUACCCGGAGAUCGUGAGAGCCGAUUGAGUUUCGUGCUUAAAGGAAAAACAAAGGAGUUGAUAAAUCCAACUGCGAUCAAUCAGAUGUUCGAACUAGAUUUCUCAGAUCACAAAAACAGCGGAAGGCAUGGUUUGUCUAAAGAGGAUAGACGAUUUCUGGAAAUAGUCGAGCAGGGAAUUCAUCAGUGCAAAGACGGCCAUUACGAACUUCCGUUGCCAUUGAAAACCGAGCCCAUCGAACUGCCUAAUAAUAGAGAGACAGCUCUCCGCCGACUUGAUCAGCUGAAACGAAGAUUUCAAGCUCCAAAGGGACAGAAAUACAGAGAGGACUAUGUAAACUUUAUGAAAACCAUCAUUGAAAAUGGCUAUGCAGAGAAGGUACCAAACAUAGGCAAGUCGGAAAGGAGCAAUGUCUGGUAUAUCUCGCACCACGGCGUCUACCAUCCAAAGAAACCAAAUAAAAUUCGCGUAGUUUUUGACUGCGAAGAGGAACAUAGAGGCGAAUCUUUAAACAAGCACCUGCUUCAAGGCCCUGACUUGACAAACAACUGGACCGGGGUACUAUGCCGCUUUCGAGAAGAAUCCAUCGCCUUUAUGUGCGACAUAGAAGCCAUGUUUCACCAAGUCAGAGUAGACGAAAGCCACAGAGAUUUACUUCGAUUCCUCUGGUGUGAGGACGGUGACGUCACUAGAAAACCAGAAGAAUAUAGAAUGGCCGUUCAUUUGUUUGGAGCCACUUCAUCGCCGGGGUGUGCGAAUUUUGCUUUGAAGUCAACUGCGAAUGACUAUGAGAGUGAAUUUGGUGUUGCUGCCGCAGAUUGUCUUCGAAACGACUUGUACGUUGAUGACGGUCUCAAGUCUGUUCCCUCAAUCGAUGAAGCUGUAACGCUCAUUUCAGAUGUGAAGCAAAUGUGCAAGAGUGGAGGUUUCAACCUUCAUAAAUUCGUGUCGAAUAGUAAAGACGUCAUCAGAAGAAUACCAGAGUCAGAUAAAGCAGAUGGCGUUAAAGAGCUCGAUUUGGACCUCGAUUCGCUUCCCUUAGAACGUGCUCUUGGUGUGCAGUGGUGUAUUGAGUCUGACUGCUUUCAGUUUAACAUCGUCUUACAAGACAAGCCGUGCACUAGAAGAGGAAUACUUUCUACGAUAAGUUCGAUUUUUGACCCUCUUGGCUUCGUUGCUCCGCUCUUGUUAGACGGGAAGUCAAUACUUCAAGAGUUAUGCCGCCUUGAUGUAAGCUGGGAUGACCCGAUACCUGACAAUAUAAAGAUCAAGUGGGAGAAGUGGAAAGCAGACCUGUUAAAUUUGAAGCAAAUUUCAAUUUCGAGAUGUUACAAGCCCGAAAACUUUGGUCCUGUUGUGCGCACUGAACUCCACCACUUCUCAGACGCAAGCGUAAAGGGCUACGGUCAGUGUAGUUACGUGAGAAUGAUUGAUGAGCAGCAAAGGAUCCACUGUACCUUAGUCAUGGGAAAAUCGAGAGUUGCCCCCCUGAAACCUGUAACCGUACCGAGAUUGGAACUCACCGCCGCUGUUUGCUCUGUGAGGAUUAGCCAGCAGUUGCGUCGGGAAUUGAGUUAUCACAUUGACCAAGAGUACUUUUGGACAGAUAGCAAAGUGGUCCUUGGAUACAUAAGCAAUGAAAGUAGGCGAUUUCAUGUAUUCGUGGCUAACAGAGUUCAAGAAAUUCAAAAUAGCACUUCAGUUGAACAGUGGAACCACGUCGAAUCAAAACAGAACCCUGCAGAUGAGGCUUCGCGAGGUGUUACAGGAGUUGUUACAUUCUCGGUGGAUCAACGGACCUGCCUUUCUUUGGAAGAAUGAAGACCAGUGGCCAAUAAAACAGGAUCACAGUGAAGGUACCUUUGAUCUCCAGAAUAACGACCCCGAAGUCAAGAAACAUGUUACCAUGGUAACCACACAAAUCGUCAAAGUAGAUUCAGAGAAAACAAGCCUUUGUGAGAGAGUGAAGUACUUCUCUGACUGGUAUCGCGCGAAACGAGCAAUUGCUAUGUGUAUACGUUACAUAAGAAGUUUAAGAGCACGAGUACAGAAGAAGCAAUGUAAAGAAGAAUUGACAGAAGUAAAAGUCACUGAUUUAGAGAGCGCAGAACGCGCUAUCAUUCGUGAAGUACAGACAAGUGCAUUCAAGGAGGAGUUGGACUUCUUGAAGCAGAUAAAGCGGAAGAAUCCGGACCCUAACAGCAGAGUCUUUGCGCAGCAGAGGAAAUCUAACAUAAAGACUUACAGCUCACUGUACAAGCUCGAUCCUUUUGUUGAUGAAGAUGGAAUUUUGCGAGUCGGUGGACGUCUCCGACGUGCAAGUCUGUCAGAUGACAUGACGUUUCCCAUCAUACUACCAAGAAAUAGCCACGUUACCAAGCUCAUUGUCAGGUAUUUUCACGAACGCACAAGUCACCAAGGCAAGACCAUGACGAUGAAUGAAGUACGAUCGAAUGGAUUUUGGAUAAUAAGUGGUUCAGUUGUAGUCAGUAGCAUAAUCUCGUCCUGUGUCAAGUGCAAGAAACUACGUGGGGCGGUUCAAGAACAAAGAAUGUCAGACCUCCCAGAAGACCGUUUAGAGACUGCCCCUCCCUUUACCUACUGCGCCGUCGACUAUUUUGGUCCCUUUAUCGUUAAAGAUGGCCGGAAGGAGCUGAAGCGUUAUGGCGUUUUGUUCACUUGUAUGGCUCCGAGGGCUAUACACCUUGAAACAUCUAACUCCCUCGACACAGAUUCAUUUAUCAACGCCCUUAGACGAUUUAUCAGUCGGCGAGGACCCAUCCGCCAGCUAGGAAGUGACCAGGGAACCAACUUUGUAGGAGCUCGUAAAGAACUUGCACAAGCGUUAAGUGAAAUGGACCAAGAAAGAAUUAAAGCAAAGCUAUUAGAAGAGCAGUGCGAUUGGUUUUCCUUCAAAAUGAAUGUCCCAGCAGCGAGUCACAUGGGAGGUGUGUGGGAACGCCAAAUAAGAACCGUUCGGAGUGUUCUCUCAUUGCUAUUAAACAAUCACGGGCGACAAUAAUAGACGACGAGUCUCUUAGGACUCUGAUGUGUGAAGCAGAAGCGAUUGUUAACAGCCGACCCUUGACAGUAAACCAGAUUUCAGACCCAGAUUCUCCAAGUCCUUUGACCCCGAGCCAGCUGCUAACGAUGAAGUCAAAAGUUGUUCUUGCCCCACCAGGUGUCUUUCAGCCAGCAGACGUAUAUUGCAGGAAGCGUUGGAGGCGAGUCCAACAUUUAGCGAACGAGUUUUGGUCACGCUGGAGAAAAGAGUUCCUGCUUAGUUUACAAGAACGUCGGAAGUGGACACGCCCAAGCAGAGAUUUGCAAGUAGAUGAUGUUGUAAUCAUGAAGGAUGAGAGCCUACCUCGUAAUGCUUGGCCGUUAGCACGUGUAUCAGUUGUUUACCCUAGUGCGGAUGGGCAAGUACGUAAAGUCCAGGUAGCUCUUGCGGAUAGCUGCCUCGAUUCCAAGGGAAAGAGAACUGGUCAAUUACGGUACUUUGACCGACCGAUCCACAAGCUGGUACUACUGAUGCAAGUUGAGAAUUAAGUGAGAUCCGGGGUAAUUCCCCGCCGAGGAGCCUUGAACAUUGAACUGAACUUUGAAAGGAAAACAUGAUUAUAUGAACAUUAAGUUGAUUAUUUAGUUGAUUUAGUGAAAUAAUAAUAUGAUUAUUUCAGGGGAGCCAUGUAAAGGACAAGACAUAAGAACAAUACCUUUUCAUUGAUUUUGUGAUUUUCAUGCUUUGAACCUAGUUACUAGCAUAGUUACAAUGUUUAUCUGAUUUUCUAUUGGUUUUGUAAUGACAUAUUUCGGCGUCCCCACGCGGGUAUAAAAUCGCACGUUAGCGUCCUUUUGGUCAGGAAAAGUCAAGUAGGAUUCGCGUCGUGACAUCGUUUUGUGAUUUUGUCUUAACCUUUGGCACAAGCGGGACCGAUAUUUUUACGGUCAAUCUUUGGCCUAUAGAUUUUGGUCUUUGGAAUUUAGAAUUAAAUCACCGUUAACCGUCACCGUGGGUUUUCCGUGGUUUUCUUGUUUGUCGACCCGUAAAAUAGUCCCUAGCCUAACCUGCUGCGACACACCCCUCGAAGUUUCGUUUCUCGUUUGUUUGUUUGUUUGUUUGGGUCGCCGCCAGCCACACAACUUUUUUACUGUUGAAUUUGGGUCCCUAGGACCGAUGAUGUUUCCCAGAUAUCCCAAAACCAUUGGCUCAUGAGCUUAUGAACUUCCAUGUGUUUUAAGGUGACUCGAUACAGAUUUUCAGGGUCAAUACCUCCCAAGUUUGAGCAUAAACUACGUCGCCAUAAACGAAGAUUUGGAAAAAUUGACACUUCAUCUGUAUUAGAUAUGAUCAGGGUUGUAACGACAUCGGAGUUGUCAUAGCAACGAAAUGACGCUAUUACCUAUUUUACUUGCAGCAGUAUAUCUCGGCACUAGGAACUGUUCCUCCAAAUUGUUCACGGGAGCUUUUUCCUCCAAUAGCGGCCUCGAUGUUCGUGAAGUUUAAGCGAAAUAAAUCUGUAAGAGCGUUAUCGAGAUAUUGUGGGAUGAAGUUUUUCAUGGUUAGAAACAGUAACAAAUGGACAAUCUUGAUAUCAUGUUUGGCCGUUAUCUGUAGAAAACAAAGCGCUUUUCACAUGCAAUUUCACCUCGUAGUAGUUUCAAUCUUUUUGAAAAGGUGUGUAAAAGAUCAUGGAGAUAGCUCCAACGGAUUGCUAGAAAGAAGGAUUUGAUUAGUAUUUAUCGAAGCGCUCUUGUUAGCGGUUUUGUAACAUUUUGGUCUUCUUUAACAAAUUAGCGAAUAAUUUUUGAACUGCUCGAUAGAUUUUUUUAAAAUUUUAAGGUUCUUGAGAUUAAUCUUCCUUUUAUAUGACCUUUUAGUUUCAAGAUUAUUGAUAUAUUGUAAGGCAAUAAAAUAAGGGCUACAAUUCGUUAAUUUUUUAUCAGAACUCAUGAGGACCCGCAUAUGACUUUGUUUUGCACACCACAUGACGCCGGCUUUGUUAAGGACGCUAGGUUUUGAAUGACCGGCAAUAAACUUCCUCCUGCGAAAAGCAAUUAGGUUCUUCACCGUUUGGUUCUAAUGAACAGUGGCCAGUUAUUCGAUAAGGGGUCACAUUUUUUAACAAGAUUAAGGCGGCAUCUGGAGAGAAGAGAUUACAGAGACUUUCGUUCUCAGCUCACGAGUUAUCCAGAUAAUCGCGCGUGGCCUACGACUCAAGUGUUGUCUCUGGUAUUUACCAGUAUUGAAAUAUAGCGUAGUUCCAUAUUAUAUUGAAUGUAUUGAAGGUCGUGGAACUCAAAUAGAAUCGGAAGAAUGUUGCUAGAUAAAAGCGUUGAUUCAAAAUGUUUAUUAUGUAAAACCCGCGGUCCGUGAACACACAGCAUAUUACUCAUCGUAAAGGAAAGAUGGAUGCCAAACCAAAUUGAAAUCAUUGAUCUCCGAGGCUUUGUGUGUGCACAUUCAACGAAUUUUUUGGUGUGAACUUGCUAAACUGCAGUUUCCGCAGUGAAUCGCUUGUCACACACGCGUCACGCACUCGUUGGUGCGUUGUGUUCGUAUUUAUGGCAUCUCUCUGAUAGAAUCUUGUACAUUCAACGCACUACGGUUAAAAAUUUAACCAAAACAAUGGAAAUAAUAAUUGACUUUUUCUUUAUAUGGAAGUAGCGUGAUAUUACGAUGUGACCUCUGAUCGAAUAAAGCCAGCAUUGCAUUCUUGAGAUGAUCGUAAAGGACAGUGUGUGCGUCUGGGUAGGUUUAGAUGACAUUACGAAAAGAAGACGGUCUCCCUAUGCCUUCAAAAUGUUUCUGAGCCAAAAGAUAUUACGAUAAACGUGUAACUGGUAUUAUUCAUCGACAGUCUGGUAGGCAUUUUGAUGUCGAAAACGUUGAUCUUCCAAUCCGACUGCAUUUGUUUGGUGACUAUUAUGCAUGAUCUGCUGUUAAUAAUGUAAAGCGUGUGCAAACGAGCUACACAAAAAAAUUCUGUUAUUUAAUGACGGGUUUGCGGAAUACUAUUGCUAGAAGUAACUUGGCCUAAAUUCCUAAAGAUGUCAAAGUAGCGGCAGAAAACACAGAGACCAAGCGAUCGAAUGGAUUCGGUCGAAUAGUGAAAUCGCCAUCCAGCCAAAACGUGUCCAAAGCCCGCCAAAAAUUAUCAAAUAUCGCCGGUGCCGCUAUUUUUAAGAGUUAAAACUCUUUAUCCAGUCAAGAAAAAGCUAUGUAUUGCAGGAUUUUAGAAAAUUAGGUAGGGGAAUGGAAAUCAUUGUUAAGGGAGCCUUUUGAUGAAUAGCUGCUUUCGGGGAAAAAGGUGAGUUUCAUUUUUGCUAUUAGUCAGUUCUUAAGGUUCAUGCGAGAGGACUGUAUGGAAAUUAAGAACAAGGAAUGGAACGCCGGAGAAAAGCCUAAAGAGAAAUCACUAAGAAGCACCUUAACAUGUUUCAAGGGUGACUAUUAAAAAAAACGUUACUGUUAAGUGCGGCGAGUUUUAUUUUAAUGCUGUGGUGUUCUAAACUCCUAAAUGCGAUGAUUUUUAAAGUAACAGAAACACUAGGUGGCGCGCCCGUGAUUCUGUGAGUUAGACGCCACGGUAUUAUGAAAUCACUUGCGCACAAAGAGGAAAAUUAAGAGUUAAUAUGUCUGAUAUAUUUUAGCUAAAGGAAACGAGUUUCAUUGUAAUGCCAUGGUGUUCUAAACUCCUAAAUGCGAUUUUUAAAGCAACAGAAACACUAGGUGGCACGCCCAUGAUUCUGUGCGUUAGACACCACGGUAUUAUGAAAUUACUUGUGCACCGAGUGGAAAAUUUAAAGGUUAAGAGCAGUUGUCUGUAAGAUUCGAGCUAUAUUAGAAAGGCGCUGCCACACUAUCUCACCGAAUUGGCUAAAAAUUGGCAUGUAGACUUGAUUUGAGGUCUUUAAUAAGGAAUAGGUAACUUUAGGUUCUAAUUCCUCCUACUUCGGAAAUUAUCGACAUGGCCGGUUUUUGGGUGCCUCGGACCGGCGCCAUAUUGGUUAAUAGAAGCUGCUUUUGAGCCUUCGACUACAACCCUGUCUUCAAAGCCAAUCUUCCUUUGCCAAUACAGAUUGAAAGAACAAUCCCUCUUUAUUGUAUUUUUAGAAACUACUUCGAAAUUGAUAACGUUUUCGCAACGAUCGAUUAAACUUUUGGUGGGUAUACUUUUUGAAUUUUUUACACCCGCAAAAUUAACAGAAUUUUAAAGGCGUAUAUCUGUUUUGCCACAUCGCAUUGAAGCAUACCAAUCUGCCUGAAUACUCACUGUUUGUGGUUAAAUCGAGUUCAUUAAUAAAAAAAUUGGGCAAAUUUAACGGAGCAGAAACAAAAGUAAUGAAUGGAAGACUGUUCUAGCGACUUGUCAAUAAUCUGUACACCGAAUACUCGCCAGGUGUUGCCAAAAUUACAAUCGAUAAUAGAGUUUCUGUCAUUAAAUCUGAGUGAUCUGUGUAAUAAAAUUAGCCUCUGUAAUAUAAUCGAUAACUCUGCUGCGAAAAACAGUAUUAAAAAAGGCAGAUUGUAUAAGGAAAAGGAAAAUGAAUUUGUUAUGUUUAUGCUAUGACGCGUUAACAAACUUCAACCAUCACAGUCGAACAGGAAUUUUCCUGAUUUUCCUCCAGUUCCUUUACCGAAACCAGAGCUUUUAAAAUUAACCAUAGUAAUGAAAACUGAGAUGUAUUACCUUACUCGACGACAAAGUUGCCAGUUUCCACCUUGAUCGAAAAAAAGUAAUAUUUUCCCACGCAUAUCGCGGGUCGUCACGUUCCUUGCCUGGCGUUACAACUCACGUGAAACCGCCUGGUUUCAAACAACUGAACUGAAGAAUCCGUGAAAAUCUUAGCCAGGCAAUAAAUAGUGGAAGUUGAUAUAAGUUACCAUUAUUAGUGAGCGAGGAUCGAUGCGAUGAUAGUUCCAGCUACAUGUGUUUACAGCGUUUGAAGAUUCACUCAAAGCUCAUGAGACAUGAGCCCUUGAAAUAAACAUCAUUACUUCCGGUUUUAAAAAUUGGGCGUUGGCAAAGUAAUGAAUAGACUCAUUCUACCUUGUACACCGUUAACAACGGUUCCGUGUACAAUUUUCAGGUAUUUUGUCUCAAUCACGAAGCCCGUUUUGAGGAGAUUCUUGAUAAACAGAAAAAUUGGUUUGGAAGGGGUUAAGAAGAAUGAGGGAUGAGCCCGGGACAGCAAAAACCACAGUCACCCCACCGAAGGGUUUUAAAACUGUGCGCAAAUGCCUCACCCUAGGGACAAUUCCAGAUUUUUGUUUCCUUGAAAAAGCUUAAAAUCGCUAGACAAUGCAUGGACAACUCAAGACAGUCCUAAUUCAAAAUAAAGUAAACAGCAAAGAAAAUUCAGUUAGAGACCAGAGGGUUUAUCCGAUAUCGCGAACAAUAAGGAGUGAUUGAAGAUGUGUCUGCAGUUUAAGGUAAAAUCAUUUACCAUGCUCACGGACCUUUCGACAUCAUAAGUGUACCGAUUGACGUAAUAUCAGUGGUAAAAAACGAACGCUUUUUACUGUAGAACGAUGACGUCAUCAUACAAAAGGCGUCUUCACUCUGGCAUCCAGAAUUUCAAACAGUCAAAACCUAAUUUUCUCUGCUCGUCAACUGAAAAACGCCUCUGAGGGCAAGUAGUGGUAAUGUGCUUGUUAGUAAGACGUCCAACAUAAGGAGACAUUCAUAAUCAGCUCGGUUAAUGAAUUGAUAUAGGGAAACUUUCCCCUUUACCCUUAGGGACAGAGUUCAAAGGCGCAGAAGAUUUUUAGUUCAGCUCUAGCAUGCGUUGUCUAGCGAUUUGCCUUGAGCUUCUCUAAAUUUUCCAGAUCAAACAAGCUGUGCCCAUCGUACAUAAUCUUGUCUGGGCUCCCUUGAAAAAUUGCACUUCAUCAGAUGCCUUCAAGUUCAUCCUCCGCCGCGACAACUUCGUGAUCUAUUUUAAUGGGUGGUUUUCUGGAACUAUCCUAUGGCUUUCUGGUCGUCACUAUAUUAGCGAACAUGUUUCAAUUUCUCUCCAGCAAAAGUCUCUAUCAGGAGCGUAGCCAGGACUUUCCAGGUGUGCGGAAAAUUUCAAAAACUUACCCUAACAUCUUACUCAGUUCUCUCGCAACGUUUCCCCACUACAUUUGCUAACUCUGUUAACUAGGUGAAGUUAUGCUUGGAUGAAAUGGCACUUGCAAUCGGUGAGAAAAUUAGGUUAGACACUUUACCCUCAAGGACGACUCUCACGUUUUGCUGACACUUUCUACCUUAGAAGAGAUAAGUCAAGCUUUGCCUUCCCCACUCCGUGUAAAAAAAUGUCGUUCGGCUGUUCAAACUACUUUUAGAAAACAACAAACUUCCCAACUUUAAUUUUUAAUAAAGGUAUAAGGGUAGGAAUCCAAAUUGUUUUGGAGUAUUUCACUGAUUUUAACACGAUGAUUGUAAAGUAGUGUCUAGUGAGUACGGGGGCUAAUGCCCCAUCGUAAAAAUCUGAAAUUGAAAACAAAAAUCUUGUAUAACCGAGUAGUACACAAUUUUAGUUAUUUUAUUGAGUUGUUAAAAAUCACAAAUUUGUUUCUUCUUGAAUGUGUUAUACUCUCAUAUCUUUUCGAUAUGCCCGUCGGAUAGCGGAAGUUAUCGUAAAUGAUCGAUUACCUGAAAAGAAGCUACCAUCCUAACUUUCCACCUUCGGGUCUUUUCCUUAGCCAUAAUUUUUUUCCCUCAAGGAAUUUUUCUCUGUUUUACAUAAUAAUUGGUCUUGCAUUCAGCUUGUCGAUUUUGAGAGCCUAGUCCUAUGCCGUAUUCUGAUGCGAUCUAUACUUUAUGUAGCUUUCCCCCAUCUAACAGCUCCUUACUGAACGAAAACGGCUUUAAUUGAGUCUAUUCAAAGAACUAGCCAAUAUUUUUCCAGCGGUAAGCACAAUGUUUCUAAUUCCCCCUAGUCCCCUUCUUAGACGCUUUCAUGUGCAUCAGGUGUUAAAUUUUCUUUUCAUAAGCUACAAUGCUCAUAAUCGCGCAUUCUGAUGUCAUUUAUGCUUAAAAAAUUAAAAAUUAGUUUAUCGAAGAAAGAGUGAAUUAAAGGUGUCAUGAGGCGUUUGUGAUUUCAUGAACUAUUUGACGCGGUUCUUUUCUUACGGCUUAUGUCCGUUGGUGAAAUCGCUACUCGGGUUUUCUUGGAUUGAAAAGGGCGGGCUCUUUCUAAACGUGGCGUUGUUUAUGGGACCUUAGUAUUCAGAACAGAAUCAGUCGAUGGCAAACAACGAAAAGGCUUUUAUGUGGUAAGUUACAGUGAUCAGUGAGUGAUGAACCUUGCCUCGAGAUGGUCAUAUUUUUGUACAUACCUUCAUGCAAUUCAGUGUUGGUCUGAAAAUUUUUUGUUAUGGAUGGGGGAAGGGUGGGGGGGGGAGAGAUCAGAACAUGUACCUCGUGUUGUUUACGAGACAUUAAAGUAAUGAAAACUGUUAAACAGUCUUCUACAAAUCAGAAUAGUCGCAAAUGCUUACGGGAGGCCCUAACUAUAUGAUGAUUAGAAGGGCUAUAUUUGGAAAGUGCAUGGUCGUGGAGUUAAGGAGAUUUGACUAAUCAACCAAUUUCCCGCUAAACAUAAGGGCGUGGCCAGUGGCCCCAAAAUUGUGCUCGCUCGCCCCGGGCUGGCUCGACUUUUGGGAUACGGUUAUGGGGUUAUAAACAACGAGUUCAUCAUCUAUAUAGCCUACUCGCUCCAAAGUGACUGCAUUUCGCUUUUCAGAGACCCAUUAGUUACUGUAUGACCCUCUCCGAUCAGAUUUUAUGUCCGUGGUACUGGUGGUGAGGUCAGUCUACAAGCUGAGUCGUGAAAAACACCGCCACUUGAGCCUUUACGUUCAAACAUUCCUGGCUAUCGGGAAAAAAAGAAGGAGCUUUUAAAAAUACAAAAUAAAAUGUCAUUUCAAAUUUCACUUUGUCACCGUUCGAAAAUUAUUGUGAAUCAGACCGAAUGAAAGUUCACUCAAAGAGGGGGAGGGGGGAGGGGGGUUGGUAGUUCUUAACAGUUCCAGUUAGCUAGAAAAUUAAAAGUUACGAAAAAAUAGAGGGCGAACUGCAGAAUACAUGCAAGAAUGAGAAAGAAAAUAGAAAACGACUUCCUGUUCAAAUUCGGGUGAAACGUUUAAUAGCGACAAGAAGACUGAACUUGAUUGAGGUUGUUCAUGUCAGUUCCGUUCCAGCGUGCAGUUCCUUGUCCUCCUAAAAAUAGCUUCGUCUCCCACCGAUCAUUCCAUGUCAUAUUUUGCGGACUUAUUAUUCAGUAAUGACGGUACGAUCAGGUAAUUUGACUUGAUGAGUUCUUUAAUUUCAUUUCAUGUACUAGUUUUAUAUCUUACGCUGGAAAGAUCUGCCAAACAGUGUACAUUAGCAAAGGUAGGUUCCUGUUUACACGUGUAAUUAUCGAAUACCAUACAAUUUGCAGAAAGCUACAGUGCACGGUUUGUUUUUCUAGCCUUUUGAUUAAAAUUGACAACGUUUGCGUUAUCUUUGCCUAAGAAAAUAUGUAAUUUGUAGCUGUAUACAGCGAAAUACUACAGAGAAAAUUGUAACUGUGCAGUACACGAGCGGCUCCCGAUUGGUCUGGGAAAUCGAAGAGCGAACUUGAGCUAGUACCGUGUGUAACAAAAUUUAUAAUUUUCAUUUUAGCGCAUAUUUAAAGCUCUUCGCAAGAUCAGAAUCAAAAGAUCAUCUGUUUACAUUACAAGGGGGGUUUUUUUAAGCGAUAGAUAGGGUUUAAGAGGCACGAUCAAUUUUUAAAGAAUUUUCUUUUCAAAUAUUCACCGAAUUUUGUUUUGAAGUUUUAGCGGCCAAGUGGCUGAACCACUGCGCAUUCAUGCAAUCAUAUUUCUGUUCCGUUGCAUUUGCCCAAUUAUUUUAUUCAACAAUCUAACUUAGCUAUAAACAAACUAUGUUUAGUUAAAAUGGCUUAGUCUAAAUCGAUGUGGCAUGGGUGAUAUUGGCCUUCCAAUUUCUACCAAAUUCGUGUACCUUUAAAGUACCGAAAAAGUGCUGUGAGAAGUUAUAGCCGUUCGUAGCUCAGGCUUAACCAUUUUCAGAUAAGAGUAGGUAAAUGAAAGGAGGAAGGAUAGUUCUUUGCAACUGUAUGAGUCACGAUUAAGUUAUUUUAAUGAUAAGGCUAGAAUUAAUUACUGUAAAUCUCCUUCAGUUCACCAACAUGGCGGCCGCUCGAGGCCUCGUCAAAACUGUCAUUCCUGUAUCUUUGAAACCAACGAGAAUUCGAACCUUAGAAUAUGCAUUCAGUAUUUAGGACACCAUUCUAAGACUACAUGCCAAAAAUCAGCCAAAUCGAUGAGGUACCGUGUCAGGCCGAAGUUCGAAUUUUACAGAAAAUCACUCUUAAUAUGUUUUAGCUUGGGUAAACGAGUUUUAUUGAAAUGCCAUGGUGUUCUUAACUCCUAAAUGCGAUUUUUAAAGCAACAGAAACACUAGGUGGCACGCCCAUGAUUCUGUACGUUAGACACCACGGUAUUGCGAAAUUACUUGCGCACCGAGUGGAAAUUUAAAGGUUAAUAUGUUUUAGCUUGGGUAAACGAGUUUUAUUGUAAUGCCAUGGUGUUCAAAAUCCCUAAGUGCGAUUUUUAAAGUAACAGAAAAACUAGGUGGCACACCUGUGAUUCUGUGAGUUAGACACCACGGUAUUAUGAAAUUACUUGCGCACCGAGUGGAAAUUUAAAGGUUAAUAUGUUUUAGCUUGAGUAAGCGAGUUUUAUUGUAAUGCCAUAGUGUUCUAAAUUCCUAAGUGCGAUUUUUAAAGUAACAGAAACACCAGGUGGCACGCCCGUGAUUCUGUGAGUUAGACACCACGGUAUUAUUAAAUCACUUGUGCACAGAAGGAAUUAAGGGUUGAUAAAACUGAUAUCAUUGUUAUGACUUCAAGAAGCGAGUUUUAUUGUAAUGCCAUAGUUUUCUAAACUCCUAAGUGCGAUUUUUAAAGCAACAGAAACUCUAGGUGGCGCCCUUGAUUCUGUGAGUUAGUCACCACCGUAUUAUGAAAUUACUCGCGCACCAAGUGAAUAUUUAAAGGUUAAUAUGUUUAAGCUUGAGUAAGCGAGUUUUAUUGUAAUGCCAUGGUGUUCUAAACUCCCAAGUGCGAGUUUUAUCAUGCAACAGAAACACUACGUGGCACGCCCGUGAUUCUGUGAGUUUGACACCAAGGUAUUAUAAAAGCUAUAAAAGCUAUAUGUGUGUCUUAGAGUGUUUUUUAAUACGAAAUUUUCUUGUAGGAGACCCUCCGCCAAUUUUUUUUGUUGAAAAGAUUUGUCUUCUCGUUACAAAUAAAACAAGCGUAGCAAAAUUCCCAUUUCCGGCACUUUUAGUACGUCCUGGAAACUGGAAAGCACAGUACGUAACCGUUUAUUCGGAAGAAGGCUUUUCUUUUUCUUUUUGAUAUUUAUUUAGAACAAUAUUGUUGCGAUCCGUUCACGGAGAAUGUCUGCUAAUGCGGUUACAUUUCGAAAACAAUACUUUUGUGGUCUCGCGUUCUCCUCGCGCGCGGCCUUCUGCUUGGCACCUGGAGUUUGGUUUUGGUUUUACGUGGUAGUUACAAAGAAACGUUUCGGCGCGGCCCACACAAUUUAAAUAAAUUUAAGUAAAGUGGACCAGUGUUCUGAAGAUGCUGUGUUUGAAAAAACAUUUGUAAUUUUUAAAAUAAAAUCGAUGGUGCAUUUACGGAGGUUCCGGUUAACGUUUGGGGACAAAAGCAUAUUUUGAUUGUGUUAAUUGCGCCUGUCGGAAUAAAAUGUCAUAUGAAUUAGCGAGAUGACGUGCGAGUAAUAAGUUCCAGGGAUUUCUUAUGGUUCCCGACCUACGGUCCUGCACUAUGUUGUCAACACUUCCUUUGUUUUAUAUUGCGCAAUCGGUCAAUUCAGAUGACUGCUGUGUACGUUUCUAAGGCCACCUUAAUAUUUGACUAUAAGUUUUUUAUUGGUAACAUUAUCAUUCUUACCCACUGAUAUUUGUAAAUUUCUUUAGAUCUCCCUCUCAGCAAACAUCCAAAGAGAUCUGGUUGAGUAAAUGCCAAUCGUACUCUUUGGAGUUAUUAAUGAGGCAAUUUGUAGGAAAAGAUUGUGCAUCCGUUGGAAUGAAGCUACCAAAUGGGACAUUUAUAGGCCCAAUAACUGAGGAUCACUUAUUCUGGGUGAAGCCAGGUAAAUAAUUUCAUGUAGUUGAUACUACUGAACGAGGACACCUUUAGAAGCCGGAAAUUGUGCGUGUCUGCGCAUGUCUGCCAACGGAUUGUUUCUCUUAAACGGCGGUUUCUAGUUAAAUUUCCAGUGAACUCUACCUUUUUUUGUUCAGUUUUUGAUCUGUUUGACUGAAAUUUUGUAGUUCGGGUAUGGUGCGAAAAGUCUCUUCCCCCUGCACGAAUAAGCUGCCAAAGUUGUUUAUGGCCGUUAAAACAGAGCAUGACAAGUGGUACAAGGGACGUGGUUCCGCAAUGGCCGUUUAAAUAAUCCUAGUAGUUUAUGUCGUUUCUGAACACUCUUGUUACCGAUCGGAUAAAUGGAUAUCUUGACCGCAGUUCGUAGUUGUAAAACAUUGAUUUCUCUUCUGUUCGGAUUACGAAGGAUUCGCACUAUGCUUUAUUUUUAUAUACAAUUUGCAAUUCACACAGGUUUUGGAUACUUAGACUUUCAAAUAUCGUCUGUUCCUAAAAAGAUUACUCUCAAGACUGGCCAAAAACUUCUAAUUCAAGGUAUUUCUAGGUAGCUAUUUUCGCAUAACAGUAAUUACUCGUAUGUGAAAGUUGUAACUUAAUCGUAUCGCUAAUUUCCCUUUUUUUUGUUCUUGUAGCAAAACUUUUGUUUAGUGGUGGAAAACCAUUAACGUUAAUUUGGACAGUACAGCUACUAUACUUCUAAAUGCUAUACAUUAAAAGAGUAUCAAAAACUUUUUGUAACGAAAAGUUCCGGAUAAUACGUCCGCGUGUAUUGAUUAACCGGUUUACACUUUCGAGUAGUUUUCUCUUCUUUAACCGUAUAGCCAAUUACAAAUAUUGCUGCCGUGGAUUGUACUGUUCUGGAUGUCCAAUGCGCUUAUAUGUGAGCUUUGGUGAGCAAAGGAUUUUGGUUCAUAAGGACUUGCCAAUGGAUUGUCAGGAACGCUAUUUCAACACUAGUUUCGAUACCUUUCUACAAGAAGGAACGUACCAAAUUAAGGUAAGCAAUUUGAAUUUAUCGUAUUUGUUUUAUAUGAUAAAACAAACACGAGAUGUGGGCGUAUUGAAGAAUGUUAAGAGUAUCAUGGACGGAACAUAAAACCAAACAAGAAGUUUUAAAGGUGGCAGAUACCACAAGUUCAUCAUUACCAGCAAUAAUUAAUGAAAAGAAAAUGUCAGUAUUUUGAACACGUAAUAAGAGCGUGCGUGGUCGAUCCAAAAAUUGUUACUGGAAGACAAAAUUGCAGGGAAGAGAGGACGGGGGAGACCAAACGUUACCUGGAUGAAAAACAUCAAAGAAUGGUUAGGACACACCUAUAAUGGAUGUGUAAGAAUAUCUAGAGCUGAAGAUCGAAACAGCUAGAGAUCCAUGAUAGUCGACCCACUACUAGUAGAUAGUGGCACUUGAUCAGGGGCACCCAACGGCCCACUGUUUCCAAAUACGCCAGAAGUGUCUUAAAUGGUUUUCUCUGUGCUUUAGAAGCCUGAUUGGUUAAUUUGGAGUUAGAAGAAAAUUGGGGUCUAUAGUCGGACAAAAAGGGGCAACAUUUUUUAAAGGGCAGCAUUUUGUAUCACAUAGAUACUGUUACUAAGGACGCGAACCAAGUGAUGUUUUUAUUGGAUAUCUGGACUUCACCCAUUGCUGAGUUCAAAUGUCUAACUCUAAAUCUCUCGAGUGCAGUGCUUAACCCUAAAUCUCUCAAGUGCAAUGCAUAACCCUAACCUUGAGUUCAAAUGCUAACCCUAAAUCUCUCGACUGCAGUGCCUAACCCUACAUCUCUCGAGUGCAAUGCUUAACCCUAACCUUGAGUUCAUUUGUUUAACCCUAAUCAAGUAGAGUUUACUGCUAUCCCUAAUCUUGAGAUCAUUGCUAACCCUAAGUCGAGUAAAGGUAAUGCUUGAAGGAGUUACGGUUGAUUAACUAUGCUAAUGGAGGCGGGCAAGUUUAGACAAGCCCAGUGACGUCACUCAUUGAUUUACUGACUUAGUAUAAUUUGUUUCUAUUUUUAGACUAUGUCAUGCUUUCGUGAGUGGGCAAGAUUGUGCAUGCCCGCUAUAUCUAUUGUUCUGCAAUGUAUAAAAGGAAGGGCAACGUAAACACAAUGCAUUUGAUUACGAUACGUUGUACUGAUUAGAGCUCAUCAACCUACCCAACCAUCCAAGACUAUGUCCUACCUGUGGAAAAAAGAACAAAAACAGAUUUGACUUUUCAUGUCACAGAAAAUUUGGUGGAAAGAAAACAGAACCUGUUUCAUGUUGAUACUGUGAGUCAACAUUUAAAAGGAAAGACAAUAUGUUAAGUUAUAUCCGUAAGUUUCAUUCUGAAGGAGCCAACCGGAAAGCUGAAGAAAGCAUGGAACUUCUUCAUUCCAACAAGAUACCGCAUAUUGAUUCAUAACUUGGCAGUGCUGAGACUACCCGCGGUACGAAACGCAAAGCUGCUGAAGAGGAUACCAAAUAUGAUGUGAAAGUCCCUAAACCAGAGGCAGUUGAUCCAGUAACAGAGCCUACUGACGAAUACGCUGGUGGUCCAGAUCCACUCUAUGUAGCUGAUUUUAAAAAGUUACGACCAGCAAAGCGUUGGAAGGAAAAUGCAUUGGUUAAUCAAAAGUUCAUCAUAACGUAAACCAAAAAAGUUGACCAAGAGAAGCGCAGAUUUAAACUUUAGCGCCACACAUGCCUUGGCCGUUGCCAUGGACAAUCUGAUUAACGACCAACAAAUCCCCGAUGACUAUCUCACGACACUUCAAAAUGGCAGCAGAAAGCAUAGAAAAGAAGGACGAUUGAAGGGAGAGACUUGGAAAGUACCAGUCGGUGACUUUACAGAGAGAGCUCUCUGUACACAAGCAAUGUUGGAGAACCUAACUAGUGUGUGGACAGUUUAUUACCAACGAUGUGGGAUUUUCUGCAUUGAUUCUUUUCGCUCGCCCUGAAAUGAAAGGUGGUAAAAGGGCAGGCGGUGGUCCACGACAAAAAAUUUGGGAACACAUAGCCAAAGAAUCAAGAUGUGUGUGCGAGAUUAAAAAUAACGCUUCAACAGUCUAUGUCCUGGGCAGUUCAUGUCGAUGCUAUCAGCAUGAAGAUUAAUCAGAGAAUAGGCCUAAUUAGGAGAAUCAGGAAUCUAUUGCCGCUACAAGCUAGAGUUGCCUUGUGCAAUGCCCUAAUACUCCCUCUUUUUGGUUACGGAGACGUUAUAUGGGGGGACAAGAACAAUGACACCAUUAUGUCAGAAUUACAGAUUCUACAGAAUAAAGCUGCUAAAGUUAUGCUGGGGCAACCACCCCGAAGCUCGUCAACUGAAGCACUGAAGAGUCUAGAUCUGAAGUCACUGUCCACAAGAAGGUUUUUUCAUCGCUGCAUUGCAAUCCACAAGUGUCUUAUUGGAGAAACCGAUUUCAACUUUAAUUUUAUCAAAACUUAAGCUGUUCAUUCAUAUAAUACAAGACGCUCUAAUGAUAUUAGCUUACCCCUACCCAGAACAAACUGGGGUAAAGAAACUUUUAUUCUUCACGCCGCGAAAGACUGGAACAGCCUUCCAAAUGAUUUAAAAGAGUGUAAUAUUUUAUCUAUUUUUAAAUCCAAGUUAAAAACUUUUUUAAAAGAUCUCAGCUAAUUUUAAACCUUGAUAUUUUUUGUAUAAUCAAUUUUAAGAUUUUAAAUUUUGAAGUUUGUUUUACUUGUAAACAUAUUUUCCUUUUUUCGUAAUAAUUAAUUAAUUAGUUCGAUAAAUGCAUGAGGGCCUCACUGAAAACCGCCUUGGCGAGUUGGGCUCCCUCUAUAAAUAUUAUUAUUAUUCUUAUUGUUAUUAUUAUUAUUAUUAUAAAGAUGAUUGUGCUGUGCCCUUGCCAUAGUCACAAUGCGAGAAUAUUAAUAGCAAAGGACAAGCAGGUGAACAAAAUACCUUUGAAAAAAUUAAAAAAGAUCGGGGUAACAAUACCCAACAGUUGAAAGAAGCCAAGAAACUUCAUGCUGAAGCGGGCGUCCAUGAAGGACCUUGUGGCUUGGAGGAAAUUACAAAAUUCCAAGAGCACCUGGGUCCUCAAGGAUUUAGAAUUAUCGGUGUGAUUUUUAAAGGGGAUACAUUUCUGGAAGCUGAGAAAUUGAUUGCUCUGGUGAAAUCGGUGUACGUGGAUGAGAACGAUGAUGUGAAAGUGCACUACGGUGAGUUGUAUUCGAUACCAGAAUUCAUGAACCGAUCCUACUUUUGUGAUCGCUGCUGUAAAGGCUACUAUACUGAGGACAGCGCCCAUCAUAACUGUCAAGCUCAGAACUGCCCUGCCUGCAAAAAAAGUAAAUCCAAGGAUAAGGAUGGAUGCCAAGAUUUUAAAUUAUGGGCGAAACCAGAUCGAAGUUGUAUCAGGUGCAGACGCGAAGAUUGCUUGGUCUAUCAUCUCGUACAACAUGAGACAGAAGACCCAGCCCUAAAACGAGCGAAACAAAAAUGGGAAAAAGAGUAUAGGGAGGAACUUCCUUCUAUAGUUGAAUUGAAAAGUGUUUGUGACCAGUUUCGUAAAUGCAAGGAUUGCCUGCUGUCCUAUAAAGUAAACGAAGAAUUCGAACACAAAUGCCUUCAUGCGAUGCGCAAACAUUGUCCUGAGUAUGGAAAUAUUUAUGAACACAAAUGCUUUAUUACCUCUGAGGAGGAAAAGUGUUUUAAACGGAACGUAAGACAAUUAAGAAAAGAGAAACAAACCAACGAGAAACUGGUUGCCACAGUGGCUGAGGGAGAUAGACUGAACGAUGAUUAUUUGGGGGCAAUUAUUGAGAAAAUGAUUGAACAACGUAAAAAGAAAAGUCCAAGAACUGGAAAAUAUCAACAAGGGAAUCCAAUUGGAGGAAAUCAAGAGACGUAGAAACGAAGAAGCUUUGAAUAAUUUACGUGAAGUGAAGUACGAGUGAAUGCAACCCAACAGAAACAAGCUCAAGGUGUAUCAACCCAAGGACGAGUAAUGGUCUUUGCAGAUGUUGAAUGUUUACUCAAUAGAACCAACACAUUUGUCCCUAUGCUGAUCUGCUAUGCACGGGAGGAUAAUGACUCUAUUUUUCACCACUGGGGUCCAAACUGUGUUCAGACAUUUAUUAACACAGUGUUGCGAUGGUCCAAUAACAACAAAGAGGAACUACACAUAUUCUUUCAUAACCUGAAAGGUUUUGAUGGGAUUUUUAUGUUGGAUGCUCUGUACUCUCUGAUGGGCACUGGCACAAAGACAUUACAUUUCAAGCACAUGAGCCUGGUGUUUAAAGAUUGCCUGUCUUAUCUCAACAUGCCGCUGACCAAUUUCACCAACACAUUUGGAUUACAAGAAUUGAAAAAAGGUUGGUUUCCACAUAAGUUUUCCAAGUUGGAAAAUCUACAGCAUGAAGGCCCGAUUCCAGCCCUUCGCUACUAUGAACCACAGCAUAUGGAUGCAAAAAAGAAAAAUGCUUGUGAAGACUGGCAUGCUGAAGAAGUUCUCAAAGGAGAGAAUUGGAACUUUAAGAAGGAGCUGUUGAGUUACUGCGAGAGUGAUGUCAAACUACUCAAAGAGGGCUGUCUAAAGUUUGCAGAGGAUACCAUACGAGAUGCUGGGUUUAAUCCACUUGUAUCACCAUUGCAUCCACAUGUCAUUAUUUCUGGCUUAAUUUUCAGAUGGAACCCAGCACUAUUGCGGUGGAGCCUCCUCACGGCUGGGGUGGAUUAAAGACAUCCCAAAGCAAAGUGGCGUUUCAGUGGCUGUAUUACCAAGACAAACAGUCAGGUGGAAACAGAAUCAAGCACGCCCGCAAUGGUUGUGAACAAGUGAUUCCAGUAAAUCGAGGUAAAGUCAAAGUGGAUGGCUAUGACCCAAGCACAAAAACAGUCUAUGAGUUUCACGGUUGUGAAUUUCAUGGAUGUAGGAAGUGUAAACCUAACAACAGACAUGUGAAGACAUUUCAGAGAUGUUUCAAACAACAAAAGUGAAAACAGAACUGUUACGAGCGGCUGGUUACACUGUGAUUGAGAUGUGGGAGUGUGCGUUUAAGAAAGAAUUGAAACAGAACGAAGAACUAAAAGAUUUAGUGAAGAACAAGUCAUGGAUAUAACCAUUGGAUCCAAGAGAGCCUUUCUACGGCGGACGAACUGGAAUGGCCAAAUGCUACCUUGCAGUGGAAUCAGGAGAAGAGAUUUAUUAUCAAGAUUUCACAAGUUUGUAUCCAACGAUCAACAAAUAUGGCACGUAUCCGACAGGUCAUCCACAAAUCUUGUUCAAUCCAGAGAGUUAAAACGUCGAUGAUUACUUUGGUUUAGCUAAAGUAAGUAUCUUAGCCGCGGAAAAAGUGGAUCAUCCAGAACUAAUGCAGAAAAUGUGUGGAAGAACAAGUAGAUCGUACAUGGCAUGAACGAACGAACCUCUGUCCACAUAGUGAUGCAGAACGAACACUUCGCGGGACAUGGUGUGCUGAAGAAGGCAGUGGAGAUAGGUUACAAGAUUAUGAAAAUCCAUGAAUUCUGGCAUUUCCCCAAAGGCCACAGGAAAGAGGGCUUAUUUGCCCCCUAUGUGAAUUCAUCGUUCAAAUACAAAACCGAAGCGAAAGGGUGGGCAAAACAUUGUGACACCCAAGAACAGAAAGAUCAAUAGGUCGAAGAUUUUGAGGCUAAAGAAGGGAUCAAACUGGAGAACAUUCAGAAAAACCCGUGACGGAAACAAGUGGCAAAACUGAUGUUAAAUUCGUACGUAUAUUGUUUUGUAAAUAAUUAAUGAUGUGCGGACGUUCUCGGAAACGGGCGAAUACUAACGGUUUGUUUACUUUUGUACACUUUCAGCUUUUGGGAAAAAUUUGGCGAGAACGAGCAUAGACCUCAAAUCAUAGCCAUCCAAAACGAAGACGCUUGGCAACGAAAUGUUAAGGACGAAACAGUGGUUGUCAAAGACACUCAUGUCUUCAACGAAGAUGUCUUGGAAGUGAGUGUGAUGUGAAGGAGCGGGGAAAGCUAAUAUUUUCAUUGCUAGUUUUACAACUGCUUUGGUACGUCUCAAACUGUGUGAAGAAUUGCAAAAGCUGGGGGGAAAAGUUCAUUACUAUGACACAGACUCUGAGAUUUAUAGAUGGAGAGAAGGCCAGCCCUAUAUCCCCACUGGCGUCUUCCUGGGACAAAUGACAGAUAAAGUGGAAGGAGAUCCUAUUGUGGAGUUCGGAUCAGCAGGACCGAAAUCUUAUUGCUAGAGAACACAAGGGGGUAAAAAAGAAUGCAAGAACAAGGGCACCAAGAGAUCCUACAAAAUUAAUCAGGUGUUGAACUGUGGUUCUAUGAUGCUCCGCAUCCAACGGGAGAUGACGAACCCAUUAGAUUCUAGAAGAUUGAUGGACAUUGAAAUUAAAACUCAUUUUGUAAGAGAGAACACUCAUAAAACAGUGAGGUUACAACAUUUAGUCAAAUUUUUUGUCUAAACUGGGAUAAGCGUGUAUAAGAACAAGGAGCGGAAAAAACAUAUCCCUACGAAUAUGAGCGAUUAGGUAGCAACUAAAACACAUUUUCUGGAUUUGUGAACUAAGAUAAGUUGUUGUGUUCAACAAAGAGUGGAUUUGAACAAUAUAUGGGUGUGGUUGUAUGAAAACCAAACCCUAACGUGAAAACCAACGAAAAAACUAAAAGGGUGAAAAUUAACCUCAACCAAAAAUACCAAACCCUAACCCUAAGCCUAAUUAGCAUUUUAACCCUAAGUUGUGAAUGCUAACCCUAAGUGCCUAACCCUAAUCGUAAUUACCAUUUUAACCCUAAGUUGUGAAUGCUAACCCUAAGUGCCUAACCCUGACCCUAACCCUAAUUAGCAUUUUAAACCUGAGUUGUGAAUGCUAACCCUUAGUGCCUAACCCUAACCCUAACCCUAAUUAGCAUUUUAAACCUGAGUUGUGAAUGCUAACCCUUAGUGCCUAACCCUGACCCUAACCCUAAUUAGCAUUUUAAACCUGAGUUGUGAAUGCUAACCCUUAGUGCCUAACCCUAACCCUAACCCUAAUUAGCAUUUUAAACCUGAGUUGUGAAUGCUAACCCUAAGUGCCUAACCCUAACCCUAACCCUAAUUAGCAUUUUAAUCCUGAGUUGUGAAUGCUAACCCUUAGUGCCUAACCCUAACCCUAAUCAGAGAGGGGACUGGAAACGAGUGUGGAAAAAAACCUGCUGACGCAGCCUAUUUGUGUUAUAAAGAGUGUCGAGAUUUAGUAGUGUGUUCAAACCCGUCAAGAUGCAACAAGUGUCAAUGCAUGAUUUGGAACAAUUUUCAUGCUGGCAGGAAAAACGUCUCACAAGUUCACACUGGUAUAAUAUUUACCAUCCAGUCAUUUCUGUCGAGUUGACCGAAUUAGCAGACCGUUUGGUGGGAAAUAAUGAUGCUGUAGAGGAAAUUCAGUUGGAUCUAACCGUUCAACAGCACCGCGUCCCCGCAUGGAACGAGAGUUUAUUGAUGUCAAUGAGCGAUGCUUUAUUACCGUCACUUCAGCGAUGGAUUACAAACCAUGGGUACCCUAUGAGAACGUUAUGUUAUCUCUCACUCCAAGCUGUGGAACCACUACCACUACGAAUAACCAGAUGUUUAGGCGUGCUAACAAAUAUUCCAAUGUUUACUUUCUUUCCAUGGAAAGUGUCAGUCACAAAAACUUUAUUAGCCAUGUUGGACUGGCUAAGUCAAAAAUGGUUGAUGGCCCAACUAUAAACACCAUGCAUGGAAUUUAAAUUAGUCAUCACCUUGAUUCAUCAUGAUAAUAGGGAGUGACGUCAUAGACAGAGAACAAUACUUUAACCGAACAAGCCCAUUGACGUCAUAGAAGGAGAACAAUACUUUUUUCAAGAGUCUGAAAACGUGAAGACCUUAUCAUCAGAGAAAUGGCUGGAAAAUUGGUUGACUUUUCCUUCGAUGGUGAGUUGAAUUGGAAAGAAGUGGGGACUUAUCGUCAAAGACUUGAAUCUUUACCUUUUUUACAAGCAAAACUUCAGCAAAAGCAGGACAGCCUUCCAGAAUUCAACGUCUCUUUCUCACUAAUUGGAACAGCCAAACCCACAAAAGAAGGUUCAGCAGACAAGGAAUUCAUUCUACUGAAGGUAAACAUUAACGAAGAUAUCAAACCAGGAAAGAUUUAUUAUUAUUAAGUCAUGGCUCUGGGAAAUCGCCUGAUGGGAGAGAUUGGAUUGUUGACACUUGCACGACCGUUUACUGACAAGACAUUGAUGGAUAUAGAUGUAGGACGACCAAAGGAAAGCCAUUUUUACAGAUUGCAAACAUUCUAUUGUAUUAAACAAUGUGUUAUUAUAAGAUUAACCAAGCUAUCAUGGAUAUGAUUGCAAAAGCACUCAUUUCAAGAUGGGAAGAGCUUGACUCAACGGAGUUUGUGUUGUAUAUCACAAUUCACUACCGGUGUAACUACCUUGUAAGAUCAAUAAAACUAGACAUUGAUUCAGUUCAACAUUGUGUGUUCAUUCACUGGGUGUUUCUAAUUUAGUACAGAGUUGGGCAUAUUUGGACUGCAAUUCAGUUAAUUCUUGCUGGAAUUGAGCCAUGGUAGUUUUCUUAGGUUUUUGGGGUUUCGUGAGCUGCUGUCGAUCCCCUUGUCGUUGAACCAGGAGCGCUUGAUAACUGUUUUGAUCUUCAGAGAGAAACUUUUGUUCCUUCUGAAUCAUUUGGUCCAAAAUAACACAUUGGACUUGAUCACAAGCCGCAUUGACAAUGUUCUGAGCUUCAGGUGAACUCAUCUUGGGAUAAGGUUUAAUUGAUUUCAUUCGUUGCGGAAAGGUGCCAUUCUUGAGAUGUUUUCUAAAGUUUUUGAUAGCCUGUUCACGGUACCGUAUCCUGGCUUUGAUGGCCAUGAGUUUCUGUCGAUACUGUUUCAACUUGGUCUUGACAGAUUUUUCUGAAGGUUCAGACUUAACAGGGGGUUCUUCGACAGUCAUAGUGCACAUGUUACCUCGAGGCGAUUGAACGUGAAAAUGAUAGCUGUUGACAAUCGUUCAUUCUAUUUAUAGCCUAGGAUGAGGUCUGAAAAGGUAUAAAAGACAGGUGAGUCCUAAUCGAAUCAUCAUGUUAUCACAAGCCAUCAUGUGGAUAGGUGGGUAUAGCGACUGGACACCUGCAGAACAACGAGAAUGGGACAGAGAUUAAGAAGAGUUAGAGGCACAGAACGUGCACAGAGAGAUCAGACUAAUACUCUGACUUCGAACGUUGAGAACCAGAAAGGAGAAGACAGUGACUAACUAGCAUGGCUAGAAUUGGCGAUAGAUUUUCCAGUGUUUAAAGCCUCCUAUACAAGAGUGAACGGAACAGAUUUUUAUGUGGUAGACCUUCAUCAAUUAUCUCCAAGAAAACCAGGGACUCGCAAUUGGGAUUUUGAAGUGGUGUAUCCUUUUUAUCAUGGGUUGAAUGCUAUUAUUGAACAGCGAAAAACACCUAAGACAACCCUCAUUAAAGUAGAAGCUUCAUCAAGGGAACACGCUGACGUCACAUAUACUUGUGAAUUCUCACCAGACGAGUGGUCUUAUAAAACCAUGGACGAAAUCUCAGAGGCCUUAGCAGAUCAGUUAACAAUGAAACAAAACUUAAACAGAGGACUGCUCAUGAACAUUUCUUUCUAUGAGGAGUAGUGGAUUGCAGUUAAAGCCUACAACUAAAAUUGUAAUGUAAUGAAAAGUCUACAACAAAAUUUGUUAUAGGUUGGAAAAGUCUGCCAGUCUUUACUUAGCGGAUCAUUUACGUCAAGUGCAUAACCUAUACAGUGAAGAACGACAACCACUGUUAAAGUCAGCGAUAUUUUCUCAUCCAGUGACUUCUUAGUUAUCACCAAACUUAGUCUCAACAGAUGUACCUCAGGGAUUGUAUACCCAACAGGGAAUGCCGUCACAGCUUUUAAGUAUUCACCCUCAACCCCGACAGCUUCCAAGACCGGCUAUGAAAGUAUAGAGCAAUUGCCUUCAAACAAAACCCUACUCAGACUUUAAGUUCAAUCACAUGUUCUCGAUGCGCGAGGUAGGACCAAGUCAGGGCGGUAAAACAUUUUUUGUGGAGCAGUUGCGAACUGUACCCUGUGUCAAGUACCCUAGUGAGAAACCCAGACGUAUUUUCUGGUUUUACAAUCAGUGGCAAAGUCGCUAUAUGUCCUUGAAAUCAAAACUGGGCGAUGAGAUAGUGUUUACUCAAGGCUUACCAGACAUGAGCGAAAAUCUUGGCGAGAUCAAUCCAAAGUUGAACAAUGUGUUCGUGUUUGAUGAUUUGAUGUCACAAGCUACAGAAAGCCCAGUGCUUUCUCUCUUGUUUACGCAAGGCAGGCACCGCAAUGCCAGCGUGAUAUUAUUGCUACAAAAUAUGUUUCCGAAAGGGAGAUUCAACAAAGAUAUUAGAAGAAAUGCCCAGUACAUGGUGUUGUUUUGCAGUCCGAGUGACAAAAAACAGAUUGGUAUUGUGGCUGAGAGAAUUUUUGAUUCGUACAGCAUUUAUGUCUGCUUACACGAAAGAAACCGAGAAGCCUUAUGGGUAUGUGUUGAUUGAUAAUCAGCCAAAAACCACGACCGAUAAACAAGUCGUGGCUGAUGUGUUUGGUACUUGUCACUGCUAUCCCAACAUGAUUACAAGUACCAAGACGUUACCAGAGGAAACCUUAUGUACACCUGAAACGGUCUCUCGAAAAAGGUCUAUUGAUCAGCCAGAAGUCAAAAGCAAACGGCCAAAACAACCUGAAAAGAAACAGGUGACAUCAACGAAACGAAAACUCAAAGCAAAACCAGUCAAGGGCAAACGCACUCAAAUGCAAAAGAAACAAGUGAAACCGAGCGUCUAUAAACCAAAGUUUAUUGUAACGCCAACAUAGGAGACUCUGAACUCUGACGAGGACCAGUUUCCCUUCGAUGAGGACCAGCUUAGCUCUGAUGACGACCCGUUAAACUCUAUUGCUAAAAGACAUAGCUAUGCACACGAGCUAAACUCUCUUGCUAAAAGACAGAGAUUUGGACCCUAGAUUGUUUAUGAAUAAUUGUUAAAGAGUGAAAUAAACCACAGAUUUUAAACGGUGAAUUGUUGAUUAUGUUAUUUAGCGCAAUGACGUUAUUAUUCGAUGACAGAAGACGGGCAUGCUUGGGCAAUGACGUCACUUAGACAUGUCAGGGCAGACACAUCGUAAAGGUGAGGUCGAAAGUUCAACCCCUGCCUUAAGUUUAUUUUACUCUUUCUUCUCGUUCUAAUUAAAUCAGUAACGAAGUAAUACUAAUAAAUACGAGAAAAAUAGCGAGAAGAAAGAGUAAAAUAAAUUUUAGGAAUGAUGAUUCGAUAAGGACUCACCUGUCUUUUGUACCUUUUCAGACCUCAUCCUAGGCUAUAAAUAGAAUGAACGAUUGUCAACAGCUAUCAUUUUCACGUUCGAUCGCGUCGAGGUAACAUGUGCACUAUGACUGUCGAAGAACCCCCUGUUAAGUCUGAACCUUCAGAAAAACCUGUCAAGACCAAGUUGAAACAGUAUCGACAGAAACUCAUGACCAUCAAAGCCAGGAUACGGUACCGUGAACAGGCUAUCAAAAACUUUAGAAAACAUCUCAAGAAUAGCACCUUUCCGCAACGAAUGAAAUCAAUUAAACCUUAUCCUAAGAUGAGUUCACCUGAAGCUCAGAAAAUUGUCAAUGCGGCUUGUGAUCAAGUCUAAUGUGUUUACUAUUUUGGACCAAAUGAUUCAGGAGGAACAAAAGAAACUCACUGAAGAUCAAGACAGUAAUCAAGCACUUCUGGUUCAACGACAAGGGGAUCGACAGCAGCUCAAGAAAACCCAAAAAGCUAAGAAAUCUACCAUGGCUCAAUUCCAGCAAGAAUUAACUGAAUUGCAGUCCAAAUAUGCCCAACUCUGUACUAAAUUAGAAACACCCAGCGAAUGAACACAAUGUUGAACUGAAUCAAUGUCUAGUUUUAUUGAUCUUACAACCUAGUUACACCCGUAGUGAAUUGUGAUAUACAACACAUGAUAGCUUGGUUAACCUUAUAAUAACGCUUUUUUUUAAGAAAGAAAAGAACCUUAAUACAAUAGAAUGUUUGUAAUCUGUAAAAAUGGCUUGUCCUUUGGUCGUCCUACAUAUAUAUCCAUCAAUGUCUUGUCAGUAAACGGUCGUGCAAGCGUCAACAAUCCAAUCUCUCCCAUCAGGCGAUUUCCCAGAGCCAUGAAUUUGGAAUAAAUCUUCCCUGGUUUGAUAUCUUCGUUAAUGUUUACCUUCAGUAGAAUGAAUUCCUUGUCUGCUGAACCUUCGUUUCUGGGUUUAGCUUUUCCAAUUAGUGAGAAAGAGACGUUGAAUUCUGGAAGGCUGUCCUGCUUUUGCUGAAGUUUUGCUUGUAAGUCUCCACAUCUUUCCAAUUCAACUCACCAUCGAAGGAAAAGUCGACCAAUUUUCCAGCCAUUUCUCUGAUGAUAAGGUCUUCACGUUUUUACACUCUCGACAAUCACAACUUGAAUUUAUGUCCAGGUCUAAAUACCCUCGGGAACUUGGACAUGUUCAGACAAAGUAUUGUUCUCCUUCUAUGACGUCAAUGGUCUUGUUCGGUUAAAGUAUUGUUCUCUGUCUAUGACGUCACUCCCUAUUAUCAUGAUGAAUCAAGGUGAUGACUAAUUUAAAUUCCAUGCAUGGUGUUUAUAGUUGGGCCAUCAACCAUUUUUGACUUAGCCAGUCCAACAUGGCUAAUAAAGUUUUUGUGAGUGCAUUACAACUUCACGCCGAUUUAAGUGUGUAUUUCAGAAAUGGGCAUAACCGCUGGAUUUUGUACCCUGAAGGCUCAAUUUAUUCCUCCGGACUUUCCCUUCGAGAGUGCUCGUUUUGACUCGGUUUAAAGAAGGUGAGAUUUUAUGGCGGAAGACUCAGAAGGGAAUUCAAAGGAAUUGAACAAUGGCUUAAUUAAGCUGCCCAGGGCCGCGAAGUUUUAAUGGUAUCCUUUUGUUCUAACUGUGUCAAUAAAACUGCAGAGAAUUAUCGCACAUAUUGCGGUAGAAGUUUAUGGAUUUAAGUCUUUCGCAAAACUUCUUCGACUUGGACACGUAUUUUUCAAAAAGUAGAAUUUUGAGAGCUUCAAAAAGAGAUCUUGAACGAGAAAUCUCGACCACUGUGGACCGAGAUUGGAUUUUUUUUCUUGCCGAGGUUUCGAAGUACAAAGCAAGCCGCUCAAGCAUUUUUUCUCGCCUAUCGCUUAAUAAAAUCCGGCCGAGAGUUAUCCAUUCAUUCAAUCAUAACAGUUAUUCAUUUCUCCAGAGCAAUGAAACUAUACAAGCGUUUCUACAAAAUUAUUUCGAGGAAUUAUGAACUCCGCAAGUUUUGAUCUGUCGAUUACAGCUCUUGUUUUGAUUUUAGAUAUUUCCCGUCUCACUCGACUACUCCGCGAAUCAAGUUGUCAUGCAAAUCGGUGAACUGACAAUACGCGUUAUUUCGGGCCCUGCAGUCACGUAACUGAAACGCAAGCGAAAACAUCCAAAAAAGUGAAAUUACACUCUAAUAAAACUGUGUCAUCCCGUUAAAUGCAUUCACCGCUUGCGUUGUUUACAUUUUGAAAAGAGUUGUUCGCUCUUGAUUGCAGAGCUACUGAAUGAAUGAAUGAAAGAUUCUAAUAAAUAACUUCCGCAGCAAUUUUUUAAACGCCAAAUUAUUUUCAAGGCAAGAGAGUAUUUAAUAAAAAAAUACUAUUGUAGACCAGGUAUUUAUAAGCUUUAAACAACUUCAAAUUUAUCAGGCUUGUUUCCUUUGUAAUACGGUGCGUGACCGAAAAUAUGUUAUGCAACCAGAGUUGUCCGCCACGCUUAAAAGACUUGUAAGCGUUCCCUCGGACUGCAGCAGAUUUAACAGGCAAGUCCGAGUGUUUUAAUGGAUAAAUUUAAUACUCAUCAGGUAACAAUGGGGAUUAAAAAGUCAAUCAAGCAACAAAAUUCGAAACAAAAGAGACAUAUCGCACCUAAAUCAAAGGAAUUCCGCUCGUGGAUUCUUCGGAAGGUAAUCGACAAUGGCAAGAACAAUAGCCUGAAUAUAUGAAUACUUGAUAACCCCAAAAUUUGGGGUACACACUUAAAUCGGCGUGAAGUUGUAAUGGACACAGUCCAUGGAAAGAAAGUAAACCCUGGAAUAUUUGUUAGCACGCCUAAACAUCUAGUUAUUCGUAGUGGUAGUGGUUCCACAGCUUGGAGUGAGAGAUAACAUAACGUUCUCAUAGGGUACCCAUGGUCUGUAAUCCAUCGCUGAAGUGACCGUAAUAAAGCAUCGCUCAUUGACAUCAAUAAACUCUCGUUCCAUGCGGGGACGCGGUGCUGUUGAACAGUUAGAUCCAAUUGAAUUUCCUCUACAGCAUCAUUAUUUCCCACCACAUGGUCUGCUAAUUCGGUCAACUCGACAGAAAUGACUGGAUUGUAAAUAUUAUACCAGUGUGAACUUGUGAGACGUUUUUCCUGCCAGUAUGAAAAAUGUUCCAAAUCAUGCAUUGACACUUGUUGCAUCUUGACGGGUUUGAACACACUGCUAAAUCUCGACACUCUUUAUAACACAAAUAGGCUGCGUCAGCAGGUUUUUUUCCACACUCGUUUCCAGUCCCCUCUCUGAUUAGGGUUAGGGUUAGGCACUAAGGGUUAGCAUUCACAACUCAGGUUUAAAAUGCUAAUUAGGGUUAGGGUCAGGGUUAGGCACUUAGGGUUAGCAUUCACAACUUAGGGUUAAAAUGGUAAUUACGAUUAGGGUUAGGCACUUAGGGUUAGCAUUCACAACUUAGGGUUAAGAUGCUAAUUAGGCUUAGGGUUAGGGUUUGGUAUUUUUGGUUGAGGUUAAUUUUCACCCUUUUAGUUUUUUCGUUGGUUUUCACGUUAGGGUUUGGUUUUCAUACAACCACACCCAUAUAUUGUUCAAAUCCACUCUUUGUUGAACACAACAACUUAUCUUAGUUAACAAAUCCAGAAAAUGUGUUUUAGUUGCUACCUAAUCGCACAUAUCGGUAGGGAUAUGUUUUUCCCGCUCCUUGUUCUAAUACACGCUUAUCCCAGUUUAGACAAAAAAUUUGACUAAAUGUUGUAACCUCACUGUUUUAUGAGUGUUCUCUCUUACAAAAUGAGUUUUAAUUUUAAUGUCCAUCAAUCUUUUAGAAUCUAAUGGGUUCGUCAUCUCCCGUUGGAUGUGCUGCAUCAUAGAACCACAGUUCAACACCUGAUUAAUUUUGUAAGAACUCUUGGUGCCCUUGUUCUUGCAUUCUUUUUUAUCCCCUUGUGUUCUAUAGCAAUAAGAUUUCGGUCCUGUUGAUCCAAACUCCACAAUAGGAUCUCCUUCCAGUUCAUCUGUCAUUUGUCCCAGGAAGUUGCCCGUGGGGAUAUAGGGCUGGCCUUCUCUCCAUCUAUAAAUCACAGAGUCCGUGUCAUAGUAAAGAACUUGUUUCCCAAGCUUUUGCAAUUCUUCAUUCAGUUUAGGACGUGCCAAAGCAGUUGUAAAACUGGCAAUGAAAAUAUUAGUUUUCUCCGCUCCUUCACACGCGUCCUGCUUCUUCAUCACACUCACUUCCAAGACAUCGUCGUUGAAGAUACGAGUGUCUUUGACCACCACUGUUUCGUCCUUAACAACUCGUUGCCAAGCGUCUUCGUUUUGGAUGGUUAUGAUUUGAGGUCUAUGCUCGUUCUCGCCAAAUUUUUCCCAACAGCUGAAAGUAUACAAAAGUAAAUAAACCAUUAGUUUUCGCCCGUUUCCGUGAACGUCCGCACAUCAUUAAUUAUUCACAAAACAAUACACCUACGAAUUUAACAUCGAUUUUGCCACUCGUUUCCGUCCAGGGUUUUUCUGAAUGUUCUCCAGUUUGAUUCCUUCUUUAGCCUCAAAGUCUUCGACAUACUGUUCUUUCUGUUCUUGGGUUUCACAAUGUUUUGGCCACCCACUCGCUUCGGUUUUGUAUUUGAGCCAUGAAUUCACAUAGGGGGCAGAUAAGCCCUCUUUCCUUUGGUCUUUGGGGAAAUGCCAGACUUCAUGGAUUUUCAUAAUCUUGUAACCUAUCUCGACUGCCUUCUUUAGCUCUUCAGUACACCAUGUACCGUGAAGUGUUCGUUCUGCAUCACUAUGUGGACAAAGGUUCGUUCGUUUAUGCCAUGGACAAUCUAAUUGUUCUUCCACACAUUUUCUGCACUAUGGAAACAUCAGUUUGCCAUUCAUUUUGCCUGGAAGUUCUGGAUGAAACACUUUUUCCGCGGCUAAGAUACUUACUUUAGCUAAACCAAAGUAGUCAUCGAUGUUUUGACUCUCUGGAUUGACCAAGAUUUGUGGAUGACCUGUCGGAUACGUGCCAUAUUUGUUGAUCGUUGGAUACAAACUUGUGAAAUCUUGAUAAUAAAUCUCUUCUCCUGAUUCCACUGCAAGGUAGCAUUUGGCCAUUCCAGUUCGUCCGCCGUAGAAAGCCUCUCUUGGAUCCAAUGGUUAUACCCAUGACUUGUUCUUCACUAAAUCUUUUAGUUCUUCGUUCUGUUUCAAUUCUUUCUUAAACGCACACUCCCACAUCUCAAUCACAGUGUAACCAGCCGCUCGUAACAGUUCUGUUUUCACUUUUGUUGUUUGAAACAUAUCUGAAAUGUCUUCACAUGUCUGUUGUUAGGUUUACACUUCCUACAUCCAUGAAAUUCACAACCGUGAAACUCAUAGACUGUUUUUGUGCUUGGGUCAUAGCCAUCCACUUUGACUUUACCUCGUUUUACUGGAAUCACUUGUUCACAACCAUUGCGGGCGUGCUUGAUUCUGUUUCCAUCUGCUUGUUUGUCUUGGUAAUACAACCACUGAAACGCCACUUUGCUUUGGGAUGUCUUUAAUCCACCCCAGCCGUGAGGAGGCUCCACCGCAAUAGUGCUGGGUUCUAUCUGAAAAUUAAGCCAGAAAUAAUGACAUGUGGAUGCAAUGGUGAUACAUUGCAAAAGUGGAUUAAACCCAGCAUCCCGUAUGAUAUCCUCUGCAAACUUUAGACAGCCCUCUUUGAGUAGUUUGACAUCACUCUCGCAGUAACUCAACAGCUCCUUCUUAAAGUUCCAAUCCUCUCCUUUGAGAACUUCUUCAGCAUGCCAGUCUUCACAAGCUUUUUUCUUUUUUGCAUCCAUUUGCUGUGGUUCAUAGUAGCGAAGGGCUGGAAUCGGGCCUCCAUGCUGUAAAUUUUCCAACUUGGAAAACUUAUGUGGAAACCAACCUUUUUUCAAUUCUUGUAAUCCAAAUGUGUUGGUGAAAUUGGUUAGCAGCAUGUUGAGAAAAGACAGGCAAUCUUUAAACACCAGGAGCUUGUGCUUGAAAUGUAAUGUCUUUUUGCCAGUGCCCAUGAUAUUGGUAACUUUUAAAUUCAUCUUGUACAGAGCAUCCAACAUAAAAAUGCCAUCAAAACCUUUUAGGUUAUGAAAGAAUAUGUGUAGCUCCUCUUUGUUGUUGUUGGACCAUCGCAACAUUGUGUUAAUAAAUGUCUGAACACGGUUUGGACCCCAGUGGUGAAAAAUAAAGUCAAAAUAGAGUCAUACGGACAUGUGCUGGUUCUAUCGAGUAUACAUUGAACAUCUCCGAAGACCAUUACUCGUCCUGAGGCUGAUACACCUUGAGCUUGUUUCUGUUGGGUUGCAUCCACUCGUUCCUCGAUCAUUUCCAAUGUUAUCUCAUCAAGAUCCUUUCCUUCGUUUACCAAUUGUUCCAUCACACUUUCACGUAAUUCAUUCAAAGCUUCUUCGUUUCUACGUCUCUUGAUUUCCUCCAUCGGGAUUCCCUUGUUAAUAUUUUUCAGUUCUUGGACUUUUUUUUUUAUGUUGUUCAAUCAUUUUCUCAAUAAUCGCCCCCAAAUAAUCAUCGUUCAGUCUAUCUCCCUCGACCACUCUGGCAACCAGUUUCUCGUUGGUUUGUUUCUCUUUUCUUAAUUGUCUUACGUUUCGUUUAAAACACUUUUCCUCCUCAGAGGUGAUAAAGCAUUUGUGUUCAUAAAUGUUUACAUACUCAAGACAAUGUUUGCACAUCGCAUGAAGGCAUUGGUGUUCCAAUUCUUCGUCUACUUUAUAGGACACCAGGCAAUCCUUGCAUUUACGAAACUGGUCACAAACACUUUUCAAUUCAACUAUAGAAGGAAGUUCCUCCAAAUAAUCUUUUUCCCAUUUUUGUUUCGCUCGUUUUAAGGCUGGGUCUUCUGUCUCAUGUUGUACGAGACGAUAGACAAAGCAAUCUUCACCAUAAAAUUCGCAUCUGCACCUGAUACAACUUCGAUCUGGUUUCGCCCAUAAUUUAAAAUCUUGGCAUCCAUCCUUAUCCUUGGACUUACUUCUUUUGCAGGCAGGGCAGUUUUGAACUUGACAGUUAUGAUGGGCGCUGUCCUCAGUAUUGUAGCCUUUACAGCAGCGAUUACAAAAGUAGGAUCGGUUCAUGAACCCUGGUAUCGAAUACAACCCAUCGUAGUGCGCUUGCACAUCAUCGUUCUCAUCCACGUACACCGAUUUCACCAGAGCAAUCAAUUUCUCAGCUUCCAGAAAUGUAUCCCCUUUAAAAAUCACACCGUCUUUAGAGGCAUCCACGACGAUAAUUCUAAAUCCUUGAGGACCCAGGUGCUCUUGAAAUUUUGUAAUUUCCUCCAAGCCGCAAGGUCCUUCAUGGACGCCCGCUUCCGCAUGAAGUUUCUUGGCUUCUUUCAACUGUUGGGUAUUGUUACCCCGAUCUUUUUUAAUGUUUUCAAAGGUAUUUUUGUUCACCUGCUUGUCGUUUGCUAUAUUCUCGCAUUGUGACUAUGGCACGGGCACAGCACAAGUCAUCUUUAUUUUUAAUCUCGCACACACUUCUUGAUUCUUUGGCUAUGUGUUCCCAAAUUUUUUGUCCUGGACCACCGCCUGCCCUUUUACCACCUUUCAUCUCAGGGCGAGUGAAAAGAAUCGAUGCAGAAAAUCCCACAUCGUUGGUAAUAAAAUGUCCAAUGUUUAACACAUUAGUUAGGUUCUCCAACAUUGCUUUUGUAUAGAGAGCUCUUUCUGUAAAGUCACCGACUGGUACUUUCCAAGUCUCUCCCUUCAAUCCUUCUUUUCUAUGCCCUCUGCUGCCAAUUUGAAGUGUCGUGCGAUAGUCAUUUGGAUAGGAUUUGUAGGUCGUUAAUUAGAUUUUCCAUGGCAACGGCCAAGGCAUGUGUGGCGCCAAUGUUUAAAUCUUCGUCUUCUCUUGGUCCACGUUUUUGGUCUAACGUUAUGCUGGUCCUAACUUUUUAAAAUCAGCUACAUGGAAUGGAUCUGGACCACCAGCGUAUUCGUCAGUAGGCUCUGUUUCUGGAUCAACUGCCUCUGGUUUAGGGACUUUCACAUCAGAUUUGGUAUCUCCUUCAGCAGCUUCGCGUUUGGUACCGCGGUUAGUCACAGCACUGCCAAGUUAUGAAUCAAUAUGCGGUACCUUGUUGGAAUGAAGUAGUUCCAUGCUUUCUUCGGCUUUCCGUUUGGCUCCUUCAGAAUGAGACUUACGGAUAUGACUUAACAUAUUGUCUUUCCUUUUAAAUGUUUACUCACAGUAUAAACAUGAAACAGGUUCUGUUUUCUUUCCACAAUAUUUCUUGUGAAGUGAGAAGUCAAAUCUGUUUUUGUACUUUUUUCCGCAGGUAGGACAUGGUCUUGGAUAGGUUGGGUAGGUUGAUGAGCUUUGAUAAGUACAACGUAUCGUAAUCAAAUGAAUUGUGCCUAGGUUGCCCUUCCUUUUAUACAUUACAGAACAAUAGAUAGAGUGGGCAUGCACAAUCUUGCCCACUCACGAAAGCAUGACAUAGUCUAAAAAUAGAAACAACUUCUACCAAGUCAGUAAAUCAAUGAGUGACGUCACUGAGUUUGUCUAAACUUGGCCGCCUCCGUUAGCAUAAUCAAUCAACCGUAACUCCUUCAAGCGUUACCUUUACUCGAUUUAGGGUUAGCAAUGAUCUCAAGGUCAGGGUUAGUAGUGAACUCUACUUGAUUAGGGUUAGACUAAUGGACUCAAGGUUAGAGUUAAGCAUUGCACUCGAGAGAUGUAGGGUUAAGCACUGCACUCGAGAGAUUUAGAGUUAGACAUUUGAACUCAAGGUUAGGGUUAGACAUUUCACCAUUUUCGCUAGCACUCAGCUUGCAUCCUUAGCAACGGGUGAGGUCCAGAUAUCCAAUAAAAACAUUACUUGGUUCGCGUCCUUAGCAACAGUAUCUAUGUGACCCAAAAUGUUGGCCUUUAAAAAAUGUUGCCCCUUUUUGUCCCACUAUAGCCCCUAUUUGCUUCUGGAGUUUGGUUGUCUCGACAGUUUUAGGUGGUUUUUGGUCUCAUCCGAAAGUGAUAGCUACCCUUAUGGGUCUGUUCGAAAGUAGGAGGACAUGAAGGAGCCUUGCUUUCAUUAGAAAAUUGUAGGGGACGUUUUGUCUUUACACCGAAAGUUUAAAGAGACCUUUUUUAAAACGAUCGCAAUAUCUUGGUAUUAAAAUGUGACUAACACAACCUCCGAAAAUCGUAGUUAAGCUAUCAGAAAAUGUCCGAAUAUUUUAGGCGAAUGGAACGGUUAUCCAGAACUUUUUAGCUUUUCACAAGCUUUAGAAAUGUCUAGGCAAUAUUUGCGCCUUCGAACAGUUAUUUUAAAGAAAAAAGUCGCUGGGUGCCCCUGCUUGAUGAUGAUGAUGUUUUAUAUAAUCAAGCCCCGUCCACAAGUGUCCGGAUAUUUUGAAUCCGAAAAUUGUUCUAUACCGAUUCAAAAAUUUCCACGUCCGCCCGUCGUGUAUUCAAAUCGAAUUUGGCCGUCUACACGUAUGCGGAUUCACUCUCCGUUCGUCAGCUAGUUGCACACUUGAAAUUAAAGUCCAAGAAGUAAAGAAGCCAUAACAUUGCGCACGGCACCGCCUUGAAAAUUCACUGUAAAGAGCUGGGCUCGAUCUUGUGACAUCACUGGAUGAAAAAAUAUCCGGAUUUCAUAGCGCAUUCAACAUUUUCACUCUGUAGAGCGAAUACAGAAAGUUGUGGAUUACACCGGAUACGUGUGGGCGAAGAAUCCGCCAAGGAAAAGUUCCGGAUUCAAAAAUAUCCCGAUACGUGUGGAUAAAUUAUUACGUUUUUGCCAAGCAUUUGCCUUUCAAAUGACACUGCGUAUCGUCGUGUGUUAGGUAACGUAUGGCCCGGUCGAUUGCUUGUCAUGCACAUCAGAAGUUUCAAGGGAAAUUAACGAAGUUCAUAUCUCAGGUAUGACAAUCCUGACUGCAUGUAAAAAAUAUUGUUGUUGUUGUUUGUUUGUUUGUUUGUUUGUUUUUUUCAAGUAUUUAUUGUCCAGAACAAGAUUCCACUUCUCUUCUUUUAAGUAGCUCUCCUAGUUGGAAGUUGCAAUUUCACAUCUGGCCUUUGUUCGUGGAACAGUAAAGACAAUGGUUGGACACUUUCACCGUCUGGCAAAGGUUUGUGUUGUUGAUUCAGUAAUACCUCAUGUACAUGAACCUUAUUUGUCUCGACCUAAAUACGAUGUAAUGGUACCUGAAUGCAGUGCCAACACUACGGGGCUUAAAGGUGAUCAGGCAUGCACCCAACCAUCUACGAUCUUAACAGUUCAUAUUACUUUGGAAGCUGACGAGUAAACUAUUGUUAUGGACGCUGUAAACCAUCUUAAGCAAUUUGUGUAAGUCACAGGGCACCAUACUGCGAAUAAUACCUUGCGCAGUUUGGUUGUUGACUGCCAAAGGAAAAACUAAUUAUGAUGCAACAAAGUUGUUCCCUCACCCUUGCUACGCGAUAGUUGAGCCGACGGCGAACGCUUGGCUGCCACAGGCCAGUUAUCGCUGUGGUCUCGUCACCAAGCCUUGUUUCGGAAAAAAAUGUUAUUUGUUUGUCUUGGAUGUUCUUUGAACUCUUAUGUCACAGUGGAACCUUGACAUAAACAAGUCCUAAGGGACUGGCAAAAUUUUUUCACUAUAACGAGGUUAUUUUCCACAUAUUUUAUUAUUACAGGUGUAAGCAACAUCUUUCGUUAGACCCGCGAAAACGUCUUAUAAAGAAAUUCGUUCUAUCAAAGUUUAACUGUGAAGACAAUGGAAAGUAAAUGAUGUGUUAUUAUUCUAUGUUUAUUCAGGAAUUGUCCCCCGUUUUGACAGCAAAGUUGCUGUUCUAGAGAGCCCGUGGAUUUCGAAAAAGCUUAUUUAUGAAAAAACUGGAUUGUGCCUGUCCUUCUCUUAUCUUCUUUCCGCUUAUUUUGGAUCAUCAGUAAGUUUUGUACUGCUGACAUCAUCAAAUGUCUCUUUGUGGAGUCUCCAGGGAUACCAGGGUCAAACCUGGCAGACAGGUCAAGUGUCAUUCAAACCACGUGAGGAUUUUAAGGUAAAAUGUCUUUCCGGUAACAUAAUCGAUCAAGCUUUUCGCUCCGUCGUAGGAUUGAUUUAUUCAAUCAUGUCCUCUAUUCUGUAGGUUGCUGCUAUCGGAAAACAAACGUCUGGGAUUAAUCCUGUGACAAUUAAAAACAUUAGGAUUGCUGCAACUCAGUGUGAGAGACUACCGCUGCAUAGCUUACCAGGUACGAACUCUCUCUUAAUGGUCUUCACUUUAUCCAUAACUGAGUUUCUUAAAACCUUCUGAACACGUUCAGUUGUCCAGCUGCGUAAAGUCUGUGCACUUAUAUGAACUUAUGAGUAAUUGAAAUAUGCAAAUAAUAGUGGCGGCUUUUUUACUUCGAGGAGCUUCACUGAUCAACUAUCAUUCAAACUUCAAUUCUUUUAGGAUUCCUGUGCGACAGCAAAAGUAGUUUUCAGUGCGACAAUGGCCAUUGCGUAAGCAAAGACCUAGUGUGCGAUGGAGACACUGCUUGCGUAGACAACUCAGACGAGAAAAACUGUAAAUGCCUCACAAGUGAUUUUGUGUGUCCGUCUGGUGAAUGUCUUGAUGUAGAGAAGCUAUGUGACUUGAGAAAGGACUGCAAGGAUGGAACAGACGAGGCAAGAUGCGGUAAGCAACAGACUCAAAAAAGUUAUAGUUAUUUCCUGGAAUAUUUGUUACACAAUUAGGUCCUCAUUAAUAUAGGGAAAAGCUGCUCAGAAGAUGCUUUUUCUUGCUCCGGAGGUGGUUGCGUACCAUGGUCUCUCACGUGCGAUGGACAUGCGAACUGUGAAGAUGGAACAGAUGAGCCAUCUAUAUGUGGUAAUUUUGCAUUUUUUACAUGUGUUUUUCUUUGA